This is a messenger RNA of Pelobates cultripes (western spadefoot toad), 86667 nucleotides long. The record is from the annotation of a GenBank genome assembly. Lineage: Eukaryota; Metazoa; Chordata; Amphibia; Anura; Pelobatidae.
AUGGAAAGCAGUGUCUUACAAUCCAGAAACCAAGAAAAUCUUGGUUUCUGGAUUGGCUACAUGGUUGCCUACAUGGCAGUCACAUCAUUUUAUGAUUCAUACAAAAGAAGUCUGGGGUACAGAUUUGUGGGAGCAGAUAUGGGAGAUAGUACAUCAAAAUGAGGUAACAGUCUUUCAUGUCGAUGCUCACUGUAAAACUGACUCAUUGGAUCGUCUGUUUAACUCUGUUGCAGACGAGAAAGCCAAGAUCUCAGAAGCGUCUGUUGAAAAUCUUAACUCACUUUUGGGAUUGGCUACUUGGGCCCAUCAGAAAUGUGGACACUUGGGAGAGAAAGCCACUCACAGGUGGGCACAACAGCGAGGCAUUUUAGUGCCGCUUGAUUUAAUUAAAACAGUAAUUCUGCAAUGUCCAGUGUGUCAGCAUGAGCAGAAUAGACAUGUACCAGGGAUGGUAUGAGGUCAAAUAAAAAGAGGAACAACACCAGGGCAAAUAUGGCAGGUGGAUUACAUAGGUCCACUUCAUAUGAGUAAAAAUUGUCAUACAUAUUCAAGAUAUUUAUUGGUUCACCCUCGCAAGAGGGCUACUGAAAUAAAUACUAUUAAAAUGUUGGAAACCAUAAUACAGUACUAUGGUCUCCAAUUACAGAUUCAGAAUGACAAUGGAAGUCACUUUAAAGGAAAACUGGUACAAGACUUUUGUGAUGAAAACGAUGUUGAAUGGAUAUUUCACAUACCCUACUAUCCUCAAGCAGCUGGUCUGAUUGAAAGAAUUAAUGGGUUAUUGAAAAAACAAUUGAGAAAACUUGGUGAAGGGACCAUGCACAAAUGGAGAGAUAACUUGCCUACAGCUGUGAACAUAUUGAACAAUAGGCCACUCUCAGUCCAUGACACUCCCCUCACUAGAAUGAUUGCACCCAAUAUACAAGCUAAACCAUAUGCAACAACUUAAUGAGAAUUAAGCUUACUUUGUAUUGGGUCCCCUUGUGGACAAUAAAGUGUGGUGUGAAUUUUUAUCUUCAACUUGGUCUCUGUGUGAUUUCUCUUACCUAUAGUUCAAGAUACUCAUCCCAAACUGGGUUGUGUCGCUAUAAACCUUAUUAGGUAUUGAUUGUUACUUUUUGGAUAUUGGUGCUUCAUGAAUUUAAUGAUUAGGCACAACACCCACCACUCACACACACACACACACUAUACUCCUCACAAACGCACACUACACCCUUCACACACACACUGCACACCUCACACAUACACACAGCAGCCCCCAAACAUGCUGCCCCACAUACACACACAAUACUUCCAAACAUAUAAACAUAUGUAUAUAUACUACAGAACAGUGGCGUACACAUAACCCAUGGGGCCCCGGUGCAAAACUGAUCCAUGGGGCCCCCCUCUCCUUCCCUCUAACUACCCCCGACAGACAGGCACACACAUACAUACAGAGAGACACACACAGACAGAUACAUACAUACACACACACGGCACAUACAUACAAAGACACAUACAGACAGGCACACUCACACACAAGACACACAUACAUACAAAGACACAUACAUACAUAAAAACAGACAGGCACACACACAUACAUACAGACAGAGACAGACACACAUACGACAAACACACAUACAAACAGACAAGACACAGACAGACAAGACACAGACAGACAAGACACAGACAGAAACACAUACAAACAGGCACACAUACAUUCACACACACACAAGACAAACAUACAAAGACAUACAUAAGAACAGAUAGGCACACAGACAGGCAGACACAUACAGACAGACAUGCACAAGACACACAUACAUACAAAGACACAUACAGACAGAAAGAUACAUACAGACAGACACACAAGACAUGCAUACAAACAGACAGGCACACAUACAUACCGACAGACACAGACACACACAUACAAACAAACACACACAUGUAAUAUUUAAGUCACCCUCCUGUUACCUACCUUUUAAGUGCAGGAGGGUGACUUUCCAUGGGGUCAAGUGGUGGUUCAGGUUGAUGGGAGUCAGAGUUCCUGCUCUGACUCCUUGUUCUUUCUCCCGCGCGGUCUUUGUGUGUUAGCUCAUCACAGGGGACUCGGUCGUGCUGUUAAAGCGCCUAGCGCUGACCAGGCCCCCUGACAAUCCAUCUCCAUUGGGUGGCCCUGACAGCAUGGGCCACUCGAUGGGCACCUUAACAUGCGGCCCCGGCGGUUUGUCGCGCGGACCGGGGCUGGGGCCGCAAAUGAUGAUGGCAGGCACCAGGUCGCAGGAGUCCGCAGGGCAGCCAGGUCCCCUUGAGAGAUGGGCCCGGUCACAGCUGCAACCCCUGCGACCGCGGUAUGUACGCCAGUACUACAGAACCCCUCACACACAUACUGCAUUCCAGACAAACACUAGAUCCCUUACCCAUCUCUGGAUCAUCAACAUAUAUACACACCCAAGAUCUCUAUAUACACUAAGAAUCCUCUACACACACUCACUAGAUCUCCUAUACAUACUCUGGGUCCUUCAAACACACAAUAGAUCCCCUACACAUACGCUGCACCACCAAGACACACUGCAUUUCUGACAUACACACUCUGGAUCCCCUAUGCAUAUUCUAGAUUCCAUGUAAGCAAACACAUUGGCAGGAAGCAGUGUAUUGCUCUCACUGAGCACUUCCUGUCCUACCGGGUAGCGAAAACAGAGGCUCCUCUACCGUGUUCUGCAUGCUCGGCUACACUACAUGCAGUGACCGGCAGGAGGAGGGCGCUGUGCCGGUCACCCAGCGGACUGAUCCUCCUCCCCCUGUUAGUACGCCACUGCAAACACUAUAACCCCUUCAAUGAGAUUAAGCAGUUACAGUGCCUACAGUGUCCCUUUAAAUUCUAAGUCACAUUAUAGGACAGUAUCAUCUUCCUAUGGAAUUAUUGACGCACUGAUUUCCAGUCUUUAAAGACUCCCACAAUCCCAUCUUGCUUACAGUGCCCACAUCCCUACACAUCUGAGGCAAUCCCAGGACUCGUGCCAGGGUGAUUUUGUACUAAGUAAUAGUGGAUGAUGCCAGGGUUUGUGUGUAACAUAUUCCAUGUCAAUUUCCACUAUAAACAGCAAACUCGCCCUCGUAGAGCCUCUGUCUGCAAGUGAUAUGUGUGAGCUGUCUGACACUGAGCAAGAACUUAUGCAAGCUGAGACAGACAGGGAGCCAAACUGCUUACAGAGGAAGGCGGCUAAAUCUAAAGCGUGCUUGUUUGUAUUUUUAGUUACAAAAAAUGUUUGAAUUGAAAACUGCAUAUUCAUUCAGGGUGCUUUUAAAUGCACUGUUAACGCUGUUUGUGGACCCAACAUUACAGCCUGCUCUACAUGUAAUGUGGACAUAUGAAUUCUAGAUUAUUAUUUAGCUCCAACAUACUCCUCUGUGCUUUUAAAACUGAAGAAGAGGGAUGUGCUUAGAUGAUUUUUGCAAUCUAGAUGAUGUGGGGUACAAGUAAAUCUCAGGUCCAGAAAGGUAAAGAGAUCGCCAGGUGUUGUGUUAUCUGUAACUAACAGGGGUAGGAAAAAGUAAGUAGAUUUAUAUAUUUUUUUUUAAAGAGAGAGGAAGAGAAAAGACUGAUAGGUUGGUAUAGGGCAUUCCAUCAUGAAUUGCAGAAUUCUUUUGUUAACCUCAAGUAGCCCCCUACCCCAUAUAGCCCAUUAUAAAGAACACUCUUAUGACUGGCACUCUAAUGUAGCAGAAUUCUUCUGAAUGUAGUAAGAAAUUGACAACCACAAAGGAUACAUUUGCAAAUCAUUAAAUUAUGAGACAGGUUCUCACUGGGCUCCUUUGCGCACAAAAGAGGAAAUGGCUUGCAGCAAAGAUUCAAUCCCGAAACCCGACUGGGAUAAAAAAUAGUGUAGAACAAAAAAAAAAACAACACAUUUACCAGGCCUGUUAUCCUCUUAUAUAGUUGCAUUAGGCUGAAAAGUGACAUAAAGUUCUGAAAAAUUUACAUAGGCUGAAAAGAUCCAUCAAGUUAAGCCUUUCAAACCUCAUUUUUUGCUGUUGAUCCAAAAUAAGGCAAACAAAUAUGUUUUGAAGCGCUUUACAAUUUUGCAACAAACUAGGAAAAAUUGCUUUUUGACCCCAGAAUGGCAGUCAGAUCUCUCCUUGGAUCAGGAAGCUAUUGCCCAUGUCUUAUGGCGGUCUGUGAUAAAAAUCUAUUUUUUAAAUAAAGUUAUAUUUACCUAUUCUAUCUGCCAUUUUCCUUUUUGAUACCUAUCUAGAGAUCUAGCAAGAAAUGUUAUGUUAGAACAGAGCAGGGUUCUUCCACAAAGUUUACAUAUUUGACUGUGUAUAUCACUCCUAUUACUGUUUAUACAUAAUUUUCCAGUGAUUUUUGGGAUCGGAAUUUAGCUAUUGUCAGUAUAUUUAUUAAAGCAUGCUGUCUACAUUUUUUAUUUUUUUUUAUUUUUUUAGUAAUGUUUGAUAUCCUUUACCUCAUGAUACAGAAAUAUUUGUACUUUUGCCAAUUUGGGUGUACUCCAGAGUGGUGAUAUCAUUUGAUUAAUGUCCCCUUCCAAUAUUCCUAUAGCAGUGUACAGUCAAACCCUAUAUGUUAUAGUAGUUUUGCUAUCUGUAAUAUGUUAAUUGAAGCACAAUUAAAGGGACACUAUAGGCACCAAAACAGCUUUAGCUCAAUGAAGCAGUUUUAGUGAAUAGAUAAUGUCCCUGCGGUCUCACUGCUCAAUUCUCUGUCAUUCUUCAUUGCAUGUGACUUCCACAGCCUUCCACACACUUCCUGUAAAGAGAGAGCUCAUGUUUAAAGUAACUUUUUUGCAAGUUUUGUUUAUUUAAAAUUUAUCCUGCUUUAAUAACCUUCUAGACCCUGUAGGAGCUCCUGUGUGUGAAAAAAAAGUUAAAUUUACAGGCGAUAAAAACCUCCAACGUAAGUUAACAUCUGACUGAAAAUGAAACCUUUUUUUCCCAAGCAAGCUGUGUGACUCAUGGAAGAUGUGGCAAGAGCUGCAUAACCGAAACAAGUGUUUUUACGAUUAAAUGGCAGAGAAUUUAGCAAUGGGACUGAUGCAAUUUAUCUAAGGGUCUUGUACCACCUGUAUUACACCUUUUCACUUGAGUGUUCACCUAAACAUCCGGUCUAGGACUCUAGUGUCCAGAAUACAAGUUAAUAUUCCUGACACUAUAGUGUUCCUUUAUUUCUGAGUUUCAUGUAAUCCAUAGAGGUAUGUCAUCUGUGUUAAUGAUAUGUUUUAACAUUGAUUUUGUUUAAAAUGUAUUUAUUCUUUGUUUCUAUAAUGCUGUAAAGAAUAAUAUUAAGGUGAUUUGAAAUGCUAGCAAAUUCAGUAACCUGUAAGGUUUAACAUGUGUAUAGUUAACAGGAUCAUCUGUUAUACACAGUUGGUUACACUUAAAGGAACAGUCUACUUCCGAAAUAAUAAAAAAUCACUGUUUUAUACACUGUGACAAAAGCUUCCGUAGUGCCUCAUAUGAAGGAGUGCAUUAAAUUUCUGUGUACCUCAGCAGCAAUCCACAGAGGUCCUCAAGUCCAGAUGGGAAGUACAGAAAGCAUCCGGGGGCCCCAAACACCUACCUAAAGUGACAAUACCCCUUUUACUUGCUAUUGCUACCAGGCCCAUAGUCCGUAGGUAGGAGGUUGCCUUUCAAGCCUCUCCAAAAGUUGUGACGUGGGAGUUUCCGUUACAUACCACAGUGAAAACAUAACGCAUUUAAUUAUGCUUUAUGAUGUCUUUUUGGGGGGGAAGGUGUAUAUCUAGAAAUGGUAUGCAAAAACUGCCAAUCUCUUGUCUGCAGCCUUUGCAAGCCCUCCUCUUCUAAACCCGCCCAGACUUUCUAUGACUGUCCAAUCACAGAUUUCCCAAUGCAGUUCAAUGAGAAGUCUUUGCAAAGCUCCACUGAGCAAAACAAACAAGAAGUAACAGAACACGUCUGACUGAAAGCCAAGGGGUGUAAUACGAUUAAUUUAUUAAAGUGCCAUUCCUAUUGAAAUCUGCCUGUUUUUGUAAAUUUUGUAAAUUGAAAAAAAGAGGACUUAUUCUUUACACAUAUUGGUCUGGAGUAUUCAUUUAAUGGCUUGCCCCUUGGUUAAUCCUCUCUCAGGUCUCAAACAAGAUUUUGCUCACAAACAGGAAAUAACAGAAGCUAUUAGGUUUUUGCUAAUCCUCUGCGUUUUCAUAUAUUAUGCUUGGUUUUGCAUCAAUGCCAUUGUUUAGGUUCAUCCCAAGUUAAAAAAGUAAUGUAGACAUGGACCCCAUGCUACUGUGCCUCAGCAUAGCUGUCCAAGCUUUUGGCUUGCCCAGGCCACAAUGAGCUAAGAGGAAUUGUCUUGGGCUGCAUAUAUAAUAUACCGUAUUUACUUGAAUCUAAUGCUCACCUUUUUUUGAAAAUAAAGUUUCCAAAAUUUGAAUGCUCAUUAGAUUCGAUGGGGCAUUACAUUCGGGGCACAAUUCAAAAUUUUCAGACAAAUUCAAACUGGUGAAUUCACACAGGCAAAUUUUGUUCCUGAAAGAGGGCUUCAGAAAGAAUAGACUUAACAUGAAAGACUAAAAUUGAGAUACCAUCCGUGUUACUAUGGUAAAUGGCAAUAAACUUUUCCAUUGUAGCACAAUGUUGUAUAGUAGUAUCUUCUUGUAUAAAUGCACCUUGCAUUUACCAGCAAAAACAUUUUUCAGUUUGCCAAGAGAGACAGUAUAAAGAGAAAAUAGAAGGGGACCAAGUACAGAGCCUUGGGGGACUCCAACAGAGACAGGAUGAAUUGAGGAGGUAUCAUUAGAAAAGGAGACACUGAAUGAGCGUUGGGAGAGAUAGGAGGAAAACCAAGAGAGGACAGUGUCACAGAGACAGAGUGAUUGAAGAGUUUGGAGAAGGAGAACAUGGUCAACAGUGUCAAAGGUAACAGAGAGGUCAAGAAGAAUUAAUAUAGAGUAGUGCCCUUUGGAUUUAGCUGCAAUUAGGUCAUUAGUAACUUUGAUAAGAGCAGUCUCAGUAGAGUGGAGGGGGCGGAUGCCAGACUGAAGAGGGUCAAGGAGAGAGUUGGAAUUGAGGAAGCAAGUCAGAUGGGUAAAGACAAGUCUUUCCAGAAGCUUUGAAGAAAAAAGGGGGCAGGGAUAUGGGAUUAUAGUUAGAAGGGGAGGAUGGGUCAGGAGAUGUUGUGGUUUUUUUUUGUGGUUUUUUUUUAGGUGGGUACUACAGUAGAAUGUUUAAGGACAGCAGGGACAACAUCAGCAGAGAGAGAGCAGUUGAAGAUGUGUGUUAAGGAAGCACAAGACGAGGAGAGAGAUCUGAUAAGGUGAGACGGGAUAGGAUCAAGUGGACAAGUGGUGGGUCGAGAGGAAAGGAGAAGCGCAGCCACCUCUUGUUCAGUAGCCUGGGAGAAAGUCUGAAGGGUCGGAAAAGCAUGACCUAGGUGUGGUUGAGAAAGAGAGGGGCAAGGUGGUGAGAAUUCUUUCCUUUGCCGGUAAAAUAGCAUGAAAAAAAUUUUGCCGUCAACAUUUUUCUUUUGAAUUGUGCGUGUCAACCCACAUUUAAAGACGAGUUAUACUAAUAUAAACACCGCAAAAAUGUUCAAGGGUGACACUUCACUAUCCAAAAGGCACAUUGUUACUUCUUGUGUUGAGUGCUAUAUACUUUCAGUGACCCACCGGACCUCAACAUACUGAUAGGAAAAAACAGAAUUCUUUUACAAUAACCUGAAUAUGUGCCUUAGGCAUUGCCUAUGCACAUACACAAAAAGCAAUUAGAUGGAACACUGAUAGAAAUUAUGCUAAUUUAAAAGCAUGGACCUUUAUCUAUAAAGCACAAGUCUUUUUACAAUAUAAUGGAAACGGGCUACCAGUGACAGAUAGGACAUUAUAAAAUUAUUAUAGAAAGUUGGCAAGCACUGCAAGUAAUGUGACCGCUGAGCUUUUCAGUAAUGCCCAAAAAUUAAAUUAAAAAAAAAAAUUAAAAAAACAAACUUCCUCAUUUGCAUUCGUUUGAUGUAGAUUUAUUUAUUUCUACAUCAAAAUAUUUUAAUACGAAUGUCCACGGUUUUUAUUUUUGUGCACUGAAUGAUUCUUUCUUGACUCUCCCAAGAAAGAACUCCAUUUAUUUUUCUUUUUUUUAAUUGUGUUAAAAUAAAUGUGUCUUAAACUGUAUCACUUCUGUAAACUAGAUGAAGUAAUACACCAGUGUAGACUUUUUUAUUUUUUUAAAUUUUUUUUUACUUCCUUUACUUCCAUCAGCACAGUAAGACAUCUGAAUAACACUUUCCAUAAGGAAAAUACAGUCGCAGUAAUAUUUUUUUUAUCCCUGGCAUCACUGACAUUUUUAUAAAAUAAAACUGUUUCCACUUGCGGCAAAAAGUAAAGGGGGGAAAUAAAAUAUUAAUAUCCUUUUUAAUUUUUGGUUUAAGAAAAAAAAAAUGGGGAAAAAAAAUAAAAAUAACUCUAGUAUUUAAACGUAUUUACUAAACUAAAAAUUGCGGAGAACAGGAAAAGUUCCCAGCUCUGGUAUUCCAUAACAUGUGCAAUCCCUUAACAUUUGCUAUCUUCUUUUCAAUUCCUUCACAAUUCUUAUUCAAGUCAAUAAACCUCCCCUCUCUCUGUAGCCCUGUGUGGAGCUAAAAUUGUUAUAUAUUGGCUGAUCAGGAUAUGAUCACAGUCUAAAACUAUGUCAUCCCUCUGUCUGUGCAAACCUUACCACCCCUAUUUUUGGGGAAGGAAAAAAAAUGCAGACCACUUAUGUAUGGUUUAGAGAGCAGUGUGUGCAUGUGGGGGGAGAGCAGCUGGCACCCACCCAGCACCCAGCAGUGUGUGUAUGUGUGUAUGUGGUAUCACUAGCUGGAAGCAGCACAGCUGCCAGGAGGGAACACACUCUACUCAGUUGACACGGCCGCCUCCGCUCUACGCUACGCACACUCUGCUAUCCAUCAACGACGUCUACGACAGCAGCGUAGGAAUAGCCUUCAUUGGCCCUCUGCGUUAACUGCGUAUUAGGGGCCCCCAAACAAAAAAAGGACGCCCCCUGUCUCCAAGCCGGUCUCUAGGAACAUCUUAUAAACAACAUGGCGCCUGCUCUGGCUGCAGAAGCAGUGUACUGAGCUGGGAUCUGGGGGCACUGGAUGACAUGCUGGGUGGUGGGCUGGCUGGCUGGUGGUGCUGGGUGGCACAGGAGGGACAGGCACUCUGCUUUUGGAGGGUAGAGUGCAGCAGCUGGGGGAUUGGUGUGUGAGAGAGCUCCCUCCAUCCUCCUCUUUCUCCUGGGUGGGGAGGGAGGGAGGGCGAGCAGGCAGGCAGGUCUCCUUUAUUGCCAUCAAGCUUUGCUAGCUCACCAUGUCUGUGCAGAGCUCACACUCAGGCGGGUGUGAGGCUCUCUCCAGUGAGUGCCAGAUGGACGAUGAGCAGCUGGGCUGCCAUGAUGAGAAGGAGAGACAGAGAGACAAGCUGCCACCCAUCCUGUGUGCAGCCAGUGCAGCCUCUGGGGUAAUUAUGUUUCUCUUUUGCUUGGGUCAUGUGUACCAUCUCCAUCUUUGCUCUACUAACCCACACAGAGCACCCCUCUAACCUUGGCACCCCAAAUGUGAGGCUGGAGAAUGGCUAAGCCUCAUGGGAAUUUUAGUCUUAAAACAUCUGGGAUGCCAAGGCUAGUCAUCAUUGCACUGACUGAUGCUCUAAGGAACAGUAGCAGCAAUAUUUUGAUUUAAUUUCAAUCAGGAGCUAUUGAUACUUUUUAUUUGCUCAUGGCUGGAAAUCCCCAUGUGCUGCAGAACCUCUUGGAUUCUCACUAGAACUAAAAGGCAUUGAGUAUUCUCAGGAAGCAGAAUAUUGAUUUACUUCUGUCUGUAUCCAAGAGGUCUGCAGUAGACUUGUGUUCUGUUUACUUUUUUUAUUGUGAGAUCUAGAUUCAGAAGAUAUAGGGCUAUUGCACUAGUCCAGUGAUGGUAAAUGUUUGGCUACCCAGCUGCUCUGAAUUGCCUUUACAGAUUUUCACUCACAGCAUGAUGGGAAAAGUAGUCCAUAACAGCUGGAGUGCCUUCCAAUGGGGAAACCUCACAGUACUGAUUCCACAGGAGUAAUUUGCUUCUGUCAUAAACCAGGCUUGCAUGCAUUUGUUUUCAUUUAUUGUGUUGUAUCUUUAUUGCUGUAGCAGACACAUCUUUAAAAUGUUAUUAAUUAAAUUAAAUGUUUCUAUUAAUGGGUAUAACUUUACAGCAGGUUGUAGAAACUAGUAACUCAACCGAACACAGUAGUGUUCUGUGAAUUGUUAAAGUGUAAUUUGCGUGAUUUCUUAAUUAACCAUGGGGAGCAAUACAGGCACAUGUGGGAAUAUUUUUUAUUAAAUUAUACAUUUUUAAUUAUAAUUGCACUUAUUUGAGAUGGAUCUCAUGCAGGAAAUAAAAAAAAAAAAAAACUUGAAAAAAAAUAAAAUUAUAGCUCUUUAUAAUAAUAAUACCCAUCGGUUCAAAGAUAUUAAUGCUUUAAUCAAUGUGUGCAUGCAGGAAGGCUAAGCAAUGAAAUACUAUAUAUAAAAUGAUAUCAUUCUAUUGCAAUAAAUCUACGGAUAAAAUAGAACUUCUCGUUAUAUUAACUGCCUCUGGUAAAAUUACUGAAAAAUAUCUCUUUUUAUGAUGACAUACAUUUCAGAUUAGAUUGAGAAUUAAAAAAGGGUAGCCUUGCAAUCUAUUUAGCCAAGUUGUCUUUAACGUUCUCUUGUUAUUGCUUUGAUCUUGUUGUCUGCGUUUGUCGUGAUGUCUCUUUUCCUGUCUACCAUUCUACCGUUUUGUGGUAUGAAAUAAAAUACUACUUAUGUCAUGUUUUGACAGAUGCCGCCGGCACAUUUGUUUGCAAUAUCCUCAGGGUUUGUUUGUUGUGUAGUAUAUUUAAAUCGUUCUAGUUGCUUAUAUAAACUAUCCAAAUGUUAUUACUAUUAUAAUUAUUUACGCUAUAUCAUAUCAUAUAUAUUUUUGUUUUGUCUGCAACCACAAGAAAAAUGUUGAAUUAUUUAUCAAGUGGUAAAGAAAAUAUCGAGAAUAGCAAUUUGUAUAAUUUGGGGUGCAUUUCAGUACCAAAGAAUUGAGGAUUUUGGAGAAGUUUAAAACCUCUUUGACAUCACUGUGCAACCAAGGCUGUUUAUAUUGUUGUGUUCUCAAUAUGUUCUUCACUCUUAUGCAGGGUACAGUGCCAGAGGACUCCUGACAACAUAAUUAGUACAGCAUGCUGUGAUUGUUAUGGCGCUUAAAAUAUCCCUUUAAUGUUAAAAAUAAAUGUGAACCAAUGUGAUUGUUCCUUAGGAGGUUUAUACUUAGGGCCGCCCCUUGUUUCAACCUUUUUUUUUUUUUUUUUUUAACAAAGUCAUUGAAAGAAAACUCUGGUUACCAUAGCAUUAUCAUCUAAAUAAAGUUGCUAUGGUGCCAGCAGGCACCUGGGCAUAUUCUUAUCUUAAGGGGUUAAACUGUAAAGAAACUUACCUUUUUUUUUUUUUUUUUAAAUCAAUGGGGGCGCUACUGAUUGGGUUAGCGAUCAAUCAGUGAUGCCCCUGCCCGGCGGCAGUCCGCGCUUGCUGUAACUGAGUUUUAGAAGUCAUAUGCCCUCUAGGGUGCCUAGAGAUUGGCGCUGGAGACAACUUUUGGGGUGAAACAGUUUGAGAACAGUUUAAUCCCUUAUGGUAAGAGUAUGCACAGCGGCCUCCUGGUACCAUAACAACUUAAUUUAGAUUAAGUUGUUAUAGUGACUGGAGUGUCCCUUUAAGUGUACUUGUAAUCCAGCACCAGAGACAGUCCGCUCACCAAGGUGUGAUGAUCCUGAUGAUAUCUGGUCCAAUUGAAUGCUCAUCAUAGAGAAAAACAUUGAGAACGUAUGACGCAUGUGGACAGUAGCCACGCAUCUCCAAUUAGAUGCUUCUUACCUGCAUUUGUCAUUUGUGCGUCAUGAUGCCAAAUGUAAAAAUUGUACAGAUUUGUAAAGAGGUGCCUAUCUGUCUGUAUUUCUCACAAAUGCCAAUGCUUUACUUUGGAAGAGGGAAAAAAAGCAAAGGAUUUAUUCACAACAUUAAGGUGUACCUCUUAAACAUUUAGAGUGCAUCAUUGAAAAAAAAUAAAGCUAUAUUAAAUGAAUAAUAUAUUGUCCAAGAUGAAAUUGUAUACAAACACUAUAUGCACAGGGCCGGAUUAACAUAGGGGCUGAUGGAGCUGCAGCUCCAGGCUCAGGCCCAUGGAAUAGGCCCAUUUGAAAAAAGAAUUUUUUUUUUACACACUACUCUUGGGUUUGCCACCUGACUGGUAUUUUACCAGCACAGCUGGUAUUUGAGGCUGCCUGGCCGUGCCGGUAUACAAAUGCAGAUAUUUCUCUCAGUAUAAACGGAGAUUACUCUGCAAUACUAACACCAGCCAGUAGGGGUCACUGUGUGGAGAGAUGCAGGGACAGGACGUUACAGCGUAUUCCUCCUGCCUCUCUCUACUCACUGAUCCGCGGGGAAGCAGCUACACAGCACAGAGAGUUCAGACAGCAGCUCCCAGUCUGCAGAGACUACAGCUCAGGGAAGUGAAGGAUGGGGGGGAAAGGCAGCAGGGAAACAUGGACACACUGAGACACUUGGGGAUGCUGAGACACAUGGGGAUGCUGUGAGACAUAGGGACAUUGUGAGACACAUUGGUACUUGGAGACACUAGGGACACAGUGUCUCCAUGUCUCCCAGCCAAUGUCCCUAGUGUCUCAGUGUGCCCAGUGUCCCCAUGUCUCCUAGUGUCUGUGUCCCCAUGCCUCCCAGGGUCCUCUAAUAUCUGUCUCCCAGUGUCCACAUGUCUCCCAGCCAAUGUCCCAAGUGUCUGUGUCCCCACGCUCCCAGUGUCCCUAGUGUCUCAGUGUCCCUAGGUCUCACAGUGUCCCCAAAUAUCUGUCUCACAGUGUCCAUAUGUCUCCCAGCCAGUAUCCCUAGUGUCUGUGUCCCCAUGUCUCCUAGUGUCCCCAAGUGUCUCAGUAUCCCCAUGCCUCCCAGCUAGUGUCCCUUGUGUCUGUGUCCCCAUAUCUCCCAGUGUCUCCAUGUCUCCCAGUGUCCCCAUGUCUGUAUCCACAAGUGCCCCCAUGUCUUCCAGUGUCCCCAAGUGUCUGUGUCCCCAUGUCUCUGUGUCCCCUAGUAUCCUAGUGACAUGGGGACUGGGCGACAUGGGGACACUGAUGCCAGGCUAGCCUUCCAAUUUUUUGGACAGACAUUCCCCCUUUUUGGGCAUGUUCGCCCCUUUUGGCAGUUCUGGUCACGUGAUUCGCGUCAGUGGCCCACCCUUUUACCCAGCCCCUUGACUUCCUGCUUCACUGGACACUGCUAUUAGGGGGUAUGGAUUUACUUGAAAGAUGGAAGCAUAAAUUAGAAAGAGAUUAGCAUAGAGCAUGUGUUUUCUUAUAGCUGCAUCCUUUGAGUUUCCCUCCAACACCAUCAUCUCCAUCAGAUACAUGACGCUUGGGAGGUAGUACUGUUUGUGUUUUUGGUCGAUAAGAUUCUGUAAUUAGGCCCCAUCAUAAUUGUCAGCACCAGGCCCACUGGGCUCUUAAUCUGGAUAUAUAUAUAUUUUCCUCAGAUGACCCUUAAUGAAAAGAUCUUGAAAAGAAAGCCAAAUUCCUUUCCAAAAUGUAACAUUGGCUUUUUUUUUUUACAGAUUAAAAAUAAUAAUUCAAGGUAACAAAGUCAUAUACCGAAAUGAAAACAAUAGCAGUCUGCAUAGACCAAUGGUUGUGUUGUAUCAAACCAAAAAAAUGACUGCCUUGGAAAGAUUUAUUUAGAUAAAUGAUAACCGAAUAUGGAAGUAUUACGUCAAUUAACCCCUUAAGACCGGAGGGCGUACAAUUACGCCCUAUUUUAGGUGGCGCUAAACGCCGUCGGGCGUAAUUGUACGCCCUCCGGUCUUUAUUUACCCGGUCGCCGGCGGUCCCACACCGGCAAUCGCGGUGGGGGGAUCCACAGGGAGCCCCCCCCCGGCCAUGUGAGAGUGAGGUCGUUGCGAGGACCUCACAAUCACAUGGCGGGGAUAGCUGGCUGCAGCAUUGACAGCAGGGGGGCUGCCUGUAAUGACUGGCUGAAAAUAAAAAUAAAAUAAAUUUAAAAGUGUAAAAAAUAAAAUAAAAAUAAAAAUGUAUACUUAGAUCAUAUAUAUAUAUGAUCUCUCUCUCUCUCUCUCUCUCUCUCUCUCUCUCUCUAUAAUAUAUACACACUGUCUAGGUGUAUUUUACUAUUAAUAUGUAUAUAAUUAUAUAUAUAUAUAUAUAUAUUAAUAUCAAAUUACACGUAGACUGAUACUGAUUAAAUAUAUAUAUAAUUGUUAUUUAAUUUUUUAUAUUAUAUAUAAAUAUAUAUAUGUAAAUACGUUAAAUAAAAUUAAAAAAAUAAUUAAAAAAUAUAUAGAUGUGUGUUAUUUCGUUCUAACUGUAUUGUGAUAUUAAUAUAUAUAUAUUUAUAUCAAAAUACACGUAGAACGAAAUAAUAUAUAUAUCUACAUACAUAAAUAUAUACGUAUAUAUCACUAUAUAUAUACCUAUAUAUAAAUAAAAAUAUUUUGAAAAAAAUUAUAUAUAUAUAUAUAAAUACACAUAUAGAUUCACAUACGUGUGUGUGUGUGUAUAUAUAUAUAUAUAUAUAUAUAUAUAUAUAUAUAUAUAUAUAUAUAUAUAUAUAUUAAUUCUACAUAUAUAUUUAUGUAAUAUUUUUACAUAAUUAGGUAUCUUAAUUAAUUACAAUUAGCGGGACCUGCCUGACAGUAAAAGUGACUUUUUUUGCCUUUUUCAUGCACAAACAGCACUUACACGGACGAUAUUAUUGCUGUAAUACUUUUUACGUUCAGCGAAGUCUCCCGAGUACAACAGUACCCCUCAUGUACAGGUUUUAUGGUGUUUUCAAAAGUUACAGCGUCAAAUAUAAGGCUUGCGUUUCAUUUUUUUCACAUUAAAAUUCGCCAGAUUGGUUACGAUGCCUUUAAGACCAUAUGGUAGCCCAAGAAUUAAAAUUACCCCUAUGAUGGCAUACUAUUUGCAAUAGUAGACAACCCAAGGUAUUGCAAGCAGGGUAUGUCCAGUCUUUUUUAGUAGCCACUUAGUCACAAACACUGGCCAAAAUUGGCGUUUUUUGCAUUUUUCACACAAACAAAUACUAACGCUAACUUUGGCAAGUGUUUGUGACCAAAUGGCUACUAAAAAAGACUGGACAUACCCCAUUUGCAAUACCUUGGGUUGUCUACUAUUGCAAAUGGUAUGUCAUUAUGGGUGUAAAUUUCAUUCCUGGCUACUAUAAAGUCCCAAAGGCAAUGUAACCAAUCUGGCGAAUUUCAAUUUCAAAUGUAACGUGCUAUAUUUGACCCUGUAACUUCCCAAAACGCCAUAAAACCUGUACAUAGGGGGUACUGUUUUACACGUGAGACUUUGCUGAAUACAAAUAUGUGCAUUUUAUUGCAGUAAAAGCAAACAUUAUUAUGACAUUGACAGUUAAAAUGUCACGUAGAACUAAAAAAAUCAAACAAAAUCUUAUUUUCUCCCAUUUUUUUCAUAUUAAAUUAUGUUUCAUAGCUAAAUAUUUGAUAUUAAAUGAAAGCCCUGUUUCCCCUGAAUAAAAUGAUAUAUAAUAAGUGUGGGUGCAUUUAAUAUGAAAGAGUUGAAUUACGGUUGGACAGACAUGUAGCGCAAAUGCCAGGUUUUGUUUACAUUUUGUUUUGUUUACAACGUGUACAUUUGGCUCCGUCUUUAAGGGGUUAAGUUUCAUGUAAACAAUUGUGAGUUGGGUGAUAAUUUGAGGCGAUAGUACUUCAAUGGAAUUGUGUGUGUGUGUGUGUGUGUGUGUGUGUAUAUAUAUAUAUAUAUAUAUAUAUAUGCAGUGGUGUAUCCUGGUUUUGUGCUGCCCUAGGCAUGACAAAACUCAGGCGCGCCACCCCACCCUGCCCCGCCUUCUAAAUACACACACAUUCACUGACACACGCAUACACUAGCUAACAGACAUACACACUCACUAACAGACAGUCACUAGCAGACACACACAUUCACUAACAGACACGCAUACAGACACACACAUAGUAACACACUCCCUAACAGACACACUCCCUGACAUACACACACUGACUAACAGACACACACUCACACGCACUAACACACACACACACUAACAGACACAUACUCACAUUAACACACUCACUUUUUUUUAUUUUUCAAUUCAACCCACCCAGCCUCCUUACCUUUGGGAAUGCUGGGGGGGAAUAUUCUCCCUUUCCCUGGGGUCCAGUGGCUGCUGGGAGGGCAGUGCUGGCGAGGGAGCACUGAUUAGUGAGCUCUCUGCUCAGCUCCCUCGCGAGCCGUGGAGUGAUGCUGGGAGCCGGAAUAUAACGUCAUAUUCCGGCUCCCGGCAUCGCUCUGUGGCUCGCCCGCCCAGCAGCCCUCCCCGGAUUUUUAGUUAGCCGCAAGGCCAACAAGACAUUUGCCCUGGGCAUUUGGGGGCAGGUUUUUUGUUUGCCUCGCGGCUAAUACGUCCCUGUAUAUAUGUAUAUGUGUGUGUGUGUAUAUAUAUAUACACACUGGGUAAGUUAAGGGAAUAUUGAGGGUAUAUAUUCUUAUGGAUUUGAUUUGCAAGCUCAUCCUGAUGAAAGUCUGUGAUACAGACUGCAACGUUGAUUUUUAUUUUGAGCUAAUAAAAGCUAAGUUUUAUUAAUUCAACUUGGAAGUCCCUGGAGUGCUAUCUUGUACUUUUGGCUGUAUCUGUUUGCUGAUAAGCACCGGGCAAGUACAUCAAGGAAGGUGGAGUGCAUUACUAUUUUUGUUUUAUAUAUACACACAUAUUUAUUUUCAAUCCAUGAUAGGCUGCUGAUAGCCUCAUUGCGCAUCCUCAAGAAACGUAGCCUUUUUAAUACAGAAACUGGACAACUUUGUCCUUGCUUAUUUAGCCAAGUCACUUAUUUUAACAUACAUUUUAACUUUUGUAAAUAAUUAUAUUUAUUUUUGUCAAAUGUUUCUUUUUUUUUAGUUUUAAUUAUACCCCAAUUUAUAAAAAACAAAAACAAAAAAACAACUUGUACUCCUGGGACAAGUCAGACUCUGAACCUGAUUUGCCCAAGAUGAAAUCCUCAAUCACGGUGAUCUCUGGUCCAAUUAGAUGAUUCUUCUAGUGCAUCUUUAAGGACCUGUGGCCCAUGGUGGUUCCCACAGUCGGCCAAUCUAAUGAUUCUUGUAGAAAACUGUGGAACACAAUGAUUCUCUUUCCACGUUGAGCAACAUCAUGCUGCGCGGACAGCCACUAACAGUGUGUUUUCAUUCAAUUGUAGCAGAAGAAAACUUUAGCAGUUCCCAUUAAAAGGAUUAUUCGCUUAUAUCUCUCUCUCUCUCUCUCUCUCAGUUGCCACCAGGGCCUGAAACCCCUGCUAAUCUGAGGCAGCACUGCUCCCAUUGCUGCUCUUAAAGUAAAAGCUCCGUUUAACGCCUACAUUAAUCACGAUCACUACACAAUACCACUUAUAGUGGCCUCCAUUUUAAGAUUUUUGAUAAGCGUUUCUACUGAUUUAAUAUUUUUAGAUAAACUUUUAAAGUAUUUUUUUUUUUAAUAUAAAUAAUUAUACCGUGCAUGAAAAAUAUCAAAAUAUUUUCCAAAAUAUGAAAUUAUUUUAAAACUUUAUCUAAAAUUAUUAAAUAAAUUGAAAAAUUUAUCCCAAAAUAUUAAAUAGAGGCCAAUAUUACCAAUCACAUAAUAAAGUAAUUUCUUUUUAAAAUUAGCAUUUCUGUUAGAGUUUUGCUUAUUGGCGCCUUCCGUUUAAAAAAUAAAUUAGUAAGUAAAGUAAAAAAAUUUGAUUUUAAACUCCCCUUCAUUCUAGUACUUGGAUAGUUUUCCCGGAGCAGAUUCUCUGUCUCAUGUGACGUCAUCAGUUAUGAUUACUUUUGUUCCACCCAGUGUUUUACCUAAAAAAGCAGUGGGAACAUAGGGCUCACCCAUGGCAAUUAUCUGGAUUUGCCAGUCACUGGAGGGAUAGUUUCAGACAAAUGUAAAAAUUGAUGUUUCCCUGAAAGGAAAAUGGUUUUGGUGCACAGACCAUGAUCUAUUUAAAAAAAAAUAUAUAUUAAUAUUAUUGUUAUUAUUUUUAUAUAGCGUCAACAAAUUCCGCAGCUCUUUACAAUGUGUGGACUAACAAACGUAAUUGUAACCAUACAAGUUGGACGCACAGGAACAAAGGGGUUGAGGUUCCUUCUCAAAGAGCUUACAUUCUAGAGGGAGUGGGGUAAGGAUGGUAUUAUGGAAGUAGAUUGGUAGAAUAGUAUUCACUGAAGACAGUGUUUUUUUUUUUUUUUGUUUUUUUUUUUACAGUUGCAGGAGAGGAAUCAGUUGGGAGCUAUUAACAGUUGAAUUGAUAUGCUUUCAUGAAAUAGUGAUUUUUUUUUUUUAAAACGAUUUUUGAAGGAGUAGAUAUUGGGUGAGCAUCUAACUGAGGAGGGAAGGGAGUUCCACAGGAACAGUGCAGCCCUAGACAAGUCUUGAAGGCGAGCAUCAGAGGUGGGAGUACGAACGUGUAGAGUCUUCUGAAAGAAUCCUAUAAGUUUAUUUAGCCAUUAUGUUUAUGCAAAAUAAAUUCUGAAAAUGGGAUGCACUUGUAAAAAAUAUUGCAUAACAUAAGACUUAUUUAUUUAUCUUAUACUAUAUGCUUGGACUCUAUGUUUAUCUUAUACUAAAGCUUGGACCCUUGGGGAGUGUGAGAAACCAACGAUUUUCAGAAAAACAGUACCCUCCCUUUUGAGUUUUAAAAAAUAAUGAAAAGGGAAUUUACUUUUUUCACUCACAGAGAAGCAUUGGGGACAAGAUGCUCAUGCUGCCCACAUGCAAUCAAAUACAUCUCUUAUGACCGUCAUGAACUGGGGUUUGACGUCGAACGUCACAUGACAAUGUCAAACUCUGUUAUAUGUGUGGAAGCCUCUCUAGUGGCUGUCAGGAAGACAGCCACUAGAGGCAUGAUUACCUUACAAUGAAAACAAUGCCAUAUCUAUAAAAUGCUGUAGUGGUCUGGGUUCCUUUUAAUUCUUCUUUAUAGGAACAAUAUAGUGCUGGAAUGCAGCAUUAGAUCCAUGGCCCCUUCUCUCCGGAGAUUAGAGAUGUUUUUACUCCCUUUUUCUCUCAAGUUGUGCCGGUCUUGCCACAGCUGGCCCCUCCUGGGUCCAAUUUUGACGAUCUCAACCAAUCCAAUGCUUUUGUAUUGAAAUACAACAAAAUGUCAUAGAGAUGCGUUGAAUCAAUGCAUAUCUAUGGGGAACGUUCAGCGCCUCCAUGCAUACACAGGAAGCAACUCUAGUGGCUGGCUUAGUGCCUGACACCAGAAGUGUAACUAGCCAGCAAUGUAAACGCUGCCUUUUCUCUGAAAAGGGAGAGUUUACAGUGCUAAGGCUGCAGGGACAGGCUAUAGGCACCAGAACCACUACAUUAAGCUGUCGUGGUUCUGGUGACUAUAGUGUCUCUUUACGAUGCAUGUUUUUAUUUUUUAUUCUUAAUAUCCUCACACAUGUUCAGGUACUGUUUCUGGUGGACCGCUAAAGGCAGUUAGAUUCCAAUAUUGAAAGUACUAAAAUGUUAAAGUGAUAUACAUUUAAGCUUUUGAAUAUGUGAUGAUUACGACAAGUACAGUGAACUCUAUAUUGCACUUAUUUACCAAUCUCCAUAACCACAGUCACCCCUCUCCCUUUUUAUACUAGACUACACCAAUAAAAUGUAUGAAAUACUAUUAAACAUAUCAGAGCAGAAACAUAGGCUUGAAUUCAGGAAGAAAAACAGUUUACCUAAGUGAAGUUGGAAAAGUUUUGGUGUGUUGCUAUAGAGAACAGUUUUGGAAUGUUUCUGUAGUCAGUACUGAUUGAUGGGAGAGUUCUGUGUUUUCAAUACAGUUAGUUCAUCAGCAACAUUUAGAAAGAAAAUCCAUGAGAAUUAAUGUUAUCAAAUAAUACGAAGAUUGCACUUUACUAAAAUAUUUUUGUGAUGGGAAAAUAGAUGUUAGAUGUAAACGGACAUUAAUAAACUGCAUAAUUAUUGCAGGGUGAUAUGGAAAUGUUUUUUUAAGAAUAUUAGCAUAAAGUAUUGCUAUGCCAUUUUUUAGAUAAGGUUAUCUAACGUAAACCUUCUCAUAACCGCACAAAUCUCUCAAUGCUAAUCACAAAUCUCAAUGUGAACAUGAAUUUGUAAAGUUGUACUGUAAUUUGUUUCUUUGAAUUGCUCUGUAAUGACUCUGUAAUGACUUUCCUUUUUGUUUCCAUGUUUGUUACAUAUAUUGGUCUGAUGCAGUAAAACUAGAGAUUACCAGUAAUCCUCAAUAAAUCUAAAAACAUUUUUUGUAUCUCUUUUUCGACCUAAAUCAUGUAAAAACUUUCGCUGUCUCCAGUGCUGCCAUCAGGGCAUGACAACCAUAACGGUUGUAAUGGGUCUGGACUGCUCGGGGAGUCCUGUGCCCCACAUGCACAUAUAUAUAGCGAUGAUUGAUAUAUAUAUAUAUAUAUAUAUAUAUAUAUAUAUAUAUAUAUAUAUAUGUGCAUCUUUGGACUGCCUGGCUACCUGUACAUCCUCACUUCCCAGCUGCUCUGCUCUAAGUCUUGCGAGCCAUGCUGAGCAUUGCCAUGGCAACCCGCGGCAAUGCUCUGAUGACCGCAAGACUAAGUCUGUGUAGACUGCGAGACGAAGUCUCGCGAGCGCCGCGUUUGUCAGAAAGUUGCCACGGUUUACCAUGGCAACACGCUCUGCGGCUCACAAGACUUAGAGCAGAGCAGCUGGGAAGUAUGGAUGGACUGUGCUGUACAGGUAGCCGGGGGCCCACAGCAUGCCACCAGACCACCAGGGAAUGUGACCUUCCCCCUCCCUGGCAGGGGUGGGCUGGGACUGGGGGCAGGGAGGCAUUUGACCCCCAGGCCUAAGGCUGCCAGCUCUCCCUUGUAUAGAUGUCAUCUUGCCCUGAUCCACUGCCCCCAAUGUAAGAAGGUUUGACAACUUACAUGGGUUCUCCAGUCACCCCUCACUUCCUCAGUUGAGAACUGGAAACUCCUGUGCUGGACCAGGUCACUCACUGAGUGUCAGAUUAUCACUCUUAGCCUAUGAGCUAAGCCGGGUUUAGCUCAAUAUGGAGAACUUCUUUUUUUCACGGAGGAGGUAACUGGUCCACGGCAGUUUCACUACUUUCUCACUCUGAGGGAAAAUGCAGAAAUAUUAAUCCCACUGUGACUUUUUUUAUUGCUUCUUACAUUUUUCUUUUUAUACGCGACUGCGACAAAAUUCUUUAAUAAUUAGAUCGCUUUAAAACUGUGGUGGAGCUGUCACUUUCUACAUACCUGCAGGUAUUAAUUGCAUGGCACGCUUCUCACACUGACAAUUUAGACAUGUCCCCCCAAUAUGUUUAUGAAAAAUGUACACCAACACAAAAAUGUUACACUACACUUAAACGUAAACCUGAUUACAGAACGAAUUAGCAGUAGAUUCCCUUAAUAGUUUUUUUUUUUUUUUAAGUUAUAGCCUACUCAACAGAAUGCUUUUGUGUUUUACUUAAUGUGCUUCACGCUUCACCAUGGGAAGUACUACACAGGGCAGGUUAACCUUCAAUAUAUUUCACAUUUCAAGAAAAUAUGGCAAAUAAAAGGCCUGUUCAGUUAUUGUUAAGUUGGGUCAUGCUGUAUGCAGCAGUCUUAAAAUAACAUUGAUUUUUCCCAACAGGCAUCAAAAUUCAAUGAAACUAAUGCAUUUUAUUCAGCUUAAGACACUUUUUCAAGAUCAAAAGGUAUGGAUAGUCUUAAAAUCCAUUGCUCCAAAAGAGAACAGGGAUACGUUGGAAACUGUUGCCUUUAUGAACUCUUUGUAAUAGUAUUUUUUUCUCUUUCUCAAUUUUGUGCUGACUCCUGCCUAUUCCAUUGGACCCGCGUAAUGUUUAAAAAGAGUACUCCAGUGAACUCAUCAGAAAUGAUGACUUCUUGCCAAUCCAGUGCUUUUCCUUGGGGACAUAUGGCGCAUGUUCUCAGGCAAAGUAGUGAAUCCAUUUUUGAAGAACUUUACUCUUCACUAUGACGGCCAGUGCAGGUGUGUUCUCUGUCAAAUGUAAACCUUACCAUUUCUUGGAAAUUGUAGUGUUUCACGCUGUCCUAUAAAUAUGGACAUCAUCUAUGCAGCAAAACCACAUCAUUAAGUUGAUGCUUAGCUUGAUGACAUUAGAUUUUUACAGCUUUUAAGUAGGAAGUCUUCUUAAGACAUUUGGAAAUUGAAGUUUGGACAAUCAAUUCUGUCCAGAUAGAAAUGGAAUUUAUAUAUUUAAUUUUGUAAGUGGAACUUUAGCUAUAGUUGGAGAGGGUACGGUGGCAGGCACCCAUGGAACCCAGUUAAGUGCCAAACCAUUUAAAAACAGACCACUGAGGUUGUAUGGCUCAGAUUUACCCUUCAAUAAAGGCUGUCUUAUAGGGAUAACUGUGCCAAUAUCAUUCCUUUCUGAACAUGAAGUACAGACUCCAUACAUGUGCUGACACAGGUACUCAAAACAGUCAAUCCUAAGGCAAGAAUAAUCAGGCUUGCCACCCACUGUAUUUAGAGGUAUUGUCAAGGUUGCCAGCCUUGACAAACUUUAUGAAAGCACUGAUGAUUUUCUGAAGCACUAGAGCAGGCAUAGGCAACCUUCGGCACUCCGGAUGUUUUGAACUUAACCUCCCAUGAUGCCUUGCCAGCAUUAUGCACGUAAGAGAAUUAUUGGGGAUGUAGUUCAAAACAUCUGGAGUGCUGAAGGAUGCCUACCCCUGCACUAAAGUCUGUUUUCAACUGCAUGGUUAAAAGUGGGGACACAUGGCACCCAGACUACUUCAUUGAGAUGAAGUGGUCUGGGUACUUAUAGUGUUCUUUUUAAGUAUAAAUCAUGUUAGUAUAACAAAACUAUAACUUGUACAAGCAGAUGAAAAAAUCAGUCUAGCAUUAUACAAUACGAAUGCAAAUAGUGUGAAAUUAUGGAAGAACCUAAAGCUAACUAAAUCAGUAAUGUCAAAAUAUAUUAUAUGAUAUGCAGAACAAAGGAAUUCAAGUGUAACAAGCUUGUUAUACAAAUCUAUAUAGGCAGUCGGUUACUCCCAUGUAUUUAUUGACACCACACGUUUACUAUUAAAAGCCAGUUCUAAGGUGGAAUUUUGCACUUGCUCAUAGCAACACUGGAGGGUAUGAAACCAGUGGGGGGGGAGUGCCAUACAAAUAAAAGAUUGUGUGGCAUUGGUGAAGAAUGACUGCCAUAAAGGGGUUUCCCAAUGCUUGGAGAUAUGAGUGCACCAAAAGUUAGAGGUUUGUAUCCUUUACACACUUUGAGUGAAACUGGGACAGCUCUGCACACCAGUCAAACUUGGCUCUCAUUCAACAAUGAGCAAGAUCUUACUGUGGGAUUGCUUUGCCCUUCAACAGCGUAUACAUAUGUUUAACUAUACAGUUGCUUUUUGGGGUCCUUUUUAGUGUCCCUAGAGGUACACGAGAGGAAACUAGAAUUGGGAAUGGAUACUUACUUUUUGUAACUUUUUCUCUGGUAUUCCAAGAAGCAAGACACAAGGGAAAAAAUGUGACAAAGUUCAUAAAAAUGUGAUGUUUUUUAGUGGCUAUACUCUUUGGUCUGUUCGGUUGUACUGUGAUAUACAAUAUCUUAAACUGGAUGUAGACUUUUGAGGACCAAAAUAUCUCAAGGAAUUUAAACUUAAAGGGACACUAUAGGCAUCGAGACCACUUCAGGUCAUUGAAGUGGUCUGGGUACUGUGUUCCUAUUGCACUUAGUGCUACAAUGUAAAACAGUGCCAUACCUCCUUCUUUAUUCAAUCAAUAAUUAAAGUACUGCACUAUAUUUUAUUUUUUUAUCCUCUCUUUUCGUUUCUUACUGACCUGGAUCUGAAGACUCUUUCAAUGCGCUGCUCACUUCCACCUGCAUACUUUUCUCAUAGGUUGAUUUUUUUUUUUUCCUUAUUACCUUUCUGACUUUUUAGCAGUUAUGUCAAGAAUCCCAUAUGCGUUGCUAAAUAAAUGUAUUUAUGCAUUUUAUUAUAAUAUAGUUUAUCACUUGGUUGAAAAAAUAUAUAUAUAAUAAAAUGAAAGCAAAUCUAAAAUAAUUUUUCACCAUACUCCUCACCAAUAGUAAAAUCUGACGAAAGGGGAAGCUGUGUAAUCUAAACAUAAGGCAAAAUGUGUCUAGAGAUUUUUUUUUUUGUACACGCUCUCAUUCUUUGUUUUGAAAUUCAAUGACGUUAAAGAAAAAUAGCUGAUUGAUGUAUUUUGCUUUAAUCCCUUGUUCUUUACAUAACCAUAUGAUUAGUACAAUUUUCUGAGCCCUGAUCAUGUUCAGUGUUCUAGAAAAUAUUUGUCUCUGUAUGUUUGAUUUGUUUAUAUCCAUGAAUUGUAUCUGCUAAUAUCCAAAUGUAUUGAUUCUGUAUACAAAGCCAGGUGUUGAUCCCAAAUUUUCAUAUUUGAGACAAGGCAAUUUUGGGCUUUUGAAAAGUAAGCCAUGUUGGCCAGAGAUUUUUAGUAUUGUGGGAAUUUUUCAGAAGCAGGAUUGAGAACAAAUUUCAUGGAUUUUUUUUUUGUUCAGCACUUCCUAGGCAAUUAAAUGUCCUAAAUAAAUAAAUGGGUCUACUGGUUGAAAUAAAAUAAAUAAAAAACCUUAUAACAAGGAGAUAAUGGGAUUUUUAAAUACCUUAAAUAUUGCAACUAUGCUUACAGUUGGAAAGCAAAAAAUAAUCUCUAAACUUGAUCAGCUGUGAGACCCAAGCUUUGAACUAUCCUCUGUAAUCUUGCACUACAAUUUUUAAAUUUGGAUUUUUUUAAAUUUUUUUAUUUAAAAUAUACCUAUGCUCUCGCCCCAGUUUUCCAACACUGAAAGGAAUCCAUGGACUUCCGUACAAGAAAUAUACACAAAAAAUGGAAAUGCCAGAUAUAUCAGCCAGUCUUGUUUCCGUUAAUUUUAUGCAUGUGCAUCUUGUUUGUUCAUGUGAUUUUUUCCAUCCAUGGUUAAAUGAGAUGCGCAAGUGCUUUUUAUUUGUGCUUGUGGCUUUUGUGAAUAUUCUCAUAGAACCGACUAUUUGCUUUCCUUACUUUUGGAGAUGGAAUACAAGGUGGGGUCUGUUUAUUUAGUUGCAUUUUAUUCUCUUCUUUUCUUUCUAUAUUUUUUAAGGUAUCUGGAAAAGGAAAUAUGCAGAGCAGCCAAGUGCAUCCUGGUGUCUAGAUAGUCCUCUAUAUUGCCUACCUCAUAGAUAAUUGAAAUUGGCACUAAAUAUAUCAAUUGCUGCAAAAGAAAAUACGUUCUAAAUCAUUUCAUAUUUUGAAGGGGAAGUAGAGGUGGAUCGAACCUGGCAAAAAAAAAAAAAAUUUUAAAUUACAUUGUUCCAAUAGUUUUUCAAUACUACCAAUAUUUGUUGGCCUGUACUCUGGAACUCUCAGUGGUCAACAUAUUUAGUACUGUAAUUUGCAAUAUAUUUGCAGUCGUGUAGUCAUGGUGUAAGCGUUUUCUGUUCUAGCUAGAAAAUCGCUUCCAGACUAUUAGUAGAAAGGCACAGCAGAGGAUCAUCUUGCUUUGUUUGUCGAGAAGCUGCAAUAGCAUCUGUUGUGGCUUCCUACAACCACAAGAAGAAAACAGGAAGUCUUUUUACAUGAUGGAAAAUAAUGGUCCACAGAACUAAUAACAGCGAGUUAUUGUCUUUAAAUGGAGAUAAUUAAGUUACAUUAAAGGGACAGUGGAGAACAAUCAUUAUCCUAGGAAUUAGUCAACCAAACCUUGGUUUGCUUGAAUUGCUUCACUGUCAAUGGAUCAUUGUAAUUGUGAAAUGUUAUUUCACAUAGAAAUGCUGUCCUUUUGCAUACCAUGCUCAUUAAAGGAAAAGGUUAUUUUCCUUUAUAGUCUUGAUGUGGACUAUUUUGUAAUGAAGGCGUGCAUAUGUGCUUUAAAAUAAAUAUAUAUUUUAAAUGCAUCCCCUGGCUUACUCUUGCUCUACGGUGGAACUCCGCUCUAAAUCUUCUUUGGCAUAUGUGACCAGAAACUGAAGGGCUGGCUAUUGUUCGCUCUGUCCAAAAACAAUAUAUUGCCCUUCCUUCAUAACUUAACAAAAUUCUACCUCAUGAGAACUCACAAUGCACGUCCCACACGAGUCGCUUGAAAUGUGGAUGUUUUAUGGUGUCUUGAAUGAAGAAAUCCUCUGUUAGACAACUUGAGCAUGAUAACCAAUAACACCCAUGGUGACUAAAACUCAGUUCACUUUUAGGAACCAUUUUUGUUAAUUAAAUUGUGCUACACCUCAAUGCUGUCAAGGCAUAGCCUGGGAUACUAUUUAAAUUAUAGUAAUUCUAUGUUGCUAUGCUAGUAAUCCUGCAAGAAUGCUUUCAGAAAUAUAGCAUCAUGGAAGCAAUGCCAGAGAGAGUACACAUGUUUAAGGUAUGUUGAAGGACGAUGCCCCAGUAUACAUGCACACAUGGAGAAGAUGACAUCAGUAUUGCUGGUAAAGCCUGUCUUGUGCUACCUCUACUGCACUUCCCAUCACAUUAAAACAGUUUUUCCUCAACCCAGGGAAUGGUAAUAACCUCCCCAGCAGUGGCGGCUCUAGACUUGGCGACGCCUUAGGCGAAACUCAUACAUGAGGCCCCCGCUAACACCAUUAUUGAAAAAAAAUAGCAGUUGACUUGUGUGUGUAUAAGAAGCUGUAGAUAUAUUGAAGAGGGAGCUUGCAGCACUGGAUAUAGAGAGCUAGUCACUGUAUACAUUGUUGCAUUGCCAGAGUGCGCAGAGUGGUGCUCGUGUGCGCGGGGAGUGACAACGUGUAUGGAGGGGGUGUCAUUGUGUGCGGAGAGUGGUGACAUUGUGUUUAGAGUGUGGUGACAUUGUGUUUAGAGAGUGGUGACAGUGUGUGAGAAGAGAGGUGACAGUGUGUGGGGAGGGUGACAGAGUGAAAGGUGGGGUGAGAGGGCGAGUGACAAGGUGAGAGGAGGUGACAGAGUAAGAGCGGGGUGACCCAGUAAGAGGGAGGUAACAGUGGGGUGACAGGAAUGAGAGGGGUGUGACAGUGUGAGGGUGGGUGACAUAGUAUGAGGGGGGUGACAGAGUGUGAGAGGGAGGUGACAAAUAAGAGGGGGUGACUGGGUGAAAGUGGGGUGACAGAGUAAAAGGGGGUGACAGUGUAAUGGGGUGACAAAGUAAGAGGGAGGGUGACAGUCUGAGGGGGGUAACAUAGUGUGGGAAGGUGACAGGGUCAUAGGGGGUAACAUAGUGUUAGGGUGGUGAAAGAGUAAGGGGGGGUUACUGGGUGAGGUGGGGUGACAGGGUGAGAAGGGGGGUGACAUAGUGUGUGGGGAGUGACAGGGUGAGAUGACCAUAAGGGUGCGUGACAGGGUGAGAGGGGGUAACAAAAUAAGGGGAUUAUGAGGUUAGAGGGGGUGACAGGGUGAGGGGAGGUGGUGACAGGGUGAGUGUCAUAAUGUUAGUGGGGUGGCAGGGUAAAGGGGGUGACAAGGUGGUAACAGAGUAAGAGGGGGUGACAGAGUGGUGACAGGGGGUAACGGGGGGGUCAUAGUGCUAGUCGGGUGAGAGGUGGGGUGAGAGGGGGUGACAGGGUGAGUGACAGGAUGUGAAGGGGGGUGUCAUAGUGUAAGUGGGGUGACAGGGUGAUGGGGGGUUGAAAUUUAUCUUUUUUGUUUUUUGCAGGAUUCCCUGGUGGUCCAGAGGGUUUUCUGGUCUGCAGCUCCGCCGGAUGCAGAGCCGCAGACCACAUGGUGAAUGUCUCGCGAUCUCCAGUCAGAGCUCUGAUUGGCUGGAGAUCGAGAGACACUUCAGUCUGCAGCUCACACCCAGCGGAGCUGCAGACUGAGGCUGGCUCUCUCCCCGGGCGGACUGACAGGAGGGGCCUUACACCCGGCAGCAUAAUGGGUUAGCCGCCGGGCCCCCUCCUGUGUCUGGUCAGCCUUAGGCGGCCGCCUAAAUCGCCUAAUUAGAAAGGCGCCUCUGCUCCCCAGCUCAAAGGCCAUAUUUACCAGGAAAUAUAGAGUGAAAUAUCUCCCAGAAAUGAUUUUCAGUUUUCAGAUUAAAGGAGCACUCCAAUCACUAUAACCACUACAUCAUGCUCCCAUUAGUUAAUCCUUGCAGUACAGGACUGGCUCGUUGACUGAGAACAUCAGCAAUGCACUCUCAGUAAAUGAGCUAAGCCGUGCCUUCCUGGGCUUACUACGGUAUUUCAGAGAAGGUGGCUGGUGCUCUGCAGACCUCUGACAAGUUGUCAAAUCAAUUGCAAACUGUUUACUUAUCCUGGGAUGGCGAUAGGGUACUUCAGGGUCUGUAACCACUACAGCGUGAUCAUGCUGCUUGGAGUUAUAAACCCUCUUUAGGAACUUUUUCCUAUAAAAGCUCUAUUUUAUUUGCUGUUCUUCUUGAGCUUUUUUUCUUUUUUGUAUUGUGUUUUAACAUGGUGGAAGGGAUUGUGUUAACAUAAAAUAGAUAUAGAAAUCCAAAGACACAUGAUGCUAUGGGAAAUCUACAUAUUGUCUGUACUGCAUACAUCUGCAAAGCUAAUAAAGGAUUAAAUAAAGGCUCUUAAAAUAUCUUCUAGCACCUAUUGAACAAUCGUUUUAUUUAUAGUUAUGUGGUAGAAUCUUCAGUCAUGGUUCCAUAAAAGAGAUGACCAUAUUAAGGGAUGCAUGCAUUUUCUAUUUUAUGUGGUUUUAAAAUGCAAUAAAACAGAGGGAUUAAAGAAAGGAAGAACAUUUAAAACAUUAAGAAAAGUAGGGCUUGUUUUGUUUAUUUUGAGUGUUUAAGUAAUGUUCAUGGUAAAACCAGCACUCUGGUAUGUUAAGUCUAGGGUAAUGGUUUCAACUAGUGUGCCAUAAAUACAUUGACUUCAGGACUGCAAUAGGACACAUGCAGACCUUUAAAGGGACACGAGUCACUAGAACAACUACAGCUUAAUGUCGCUGUUCUGGUGAAUAAAGUCAGUCCCUGCAAGUUCUUUGUUGUAAACACUGACUUUUCAGUCAGGGACACUUACAGUGUCCACUUCUCCUCUGCAUGUAGAUACUGAACUUUCCUCUUAGAGAUGCAUUGAUUCGAAGCAUCUUUGUGAGGAGAUGCUGAUUGGCCAGGGAGGCGUUUGUCUCUGCCCCCCGGCCCGCCUUCUUUGCUGAGAUCAUCAGAAUUCACAAUCUUAUCCAAUCCAAUACUUUACUAUGGGGAAGCAUUGUGAUUGACUGAGAUCAUCACUUAAUGUCAGCGAAGGAGGCAGAUCAGGGGCAGAGCCAGCACCAGCAGGCUGAAAUAAAGAUUUUACUAUAUUUAGGGGGGAAAGUGGGACUAGAUAGCGUUUUUAACAUUGUAGGGUCAGGAAUACAUGUUUGUGUUCCUGACCCUAUAGUGUUGCUUUAAAUGUUUUUAUAUGAAAUAUUAAAUAAAAUUGAAUUCCCAUCUGGCAGGUAAUUCAAAUGCAUAAACCAAUUUGGCUAGAAGUUUGUGUUUAAAAAAAAUAAAAAAUUAAAAUAUUUUAUGACUUCAAGUAAAUUUGACAUUUAUAAGCUGGUGACUGUAAUUACAUUUUUCUUUCAUUAUAGUAUGCCCUCUUCCAAAGAUGAAUGGCAACCAAAAUUCUAUUGUCAUAAUGAAUCAAGUAUCACAUAAAAACAAACAAACAAAAAAAUAAAAGGAAACUUUGUUAUAUGUUUAUAUCUUGAUGUGAUGGGGCUUUUAUAUUCUGCUAUGUUACUAUACGAUAACAUGAAGCUUCAGUAGUCUGAUUGUGUAGCUAGAUAGGAUGCCCAUACAUUAUAUAGUAGCUAAUAUACCAUUACCUAGCCGAGGUACUUACUCCAAGCAUAUAUUUUGUUUUAUCACUUAUUAGCCUGUCCAAAGGCCGUGUCAACCAACAAAAAAAAUCUGUACUUAAUUUAAUUUCUAUCUUGUAGCGCCAAUAUUUUUGUUUUGUGCGUUGUUGCAACUCGUUAUUGUGUGGAUCCACUGGUACUAUUAUCUUGUACAAGUAGCCUGUAAUGAAGCCUAUACUGUGCCAGUUAAUCUAACAUCGUUUAGUGCAGAUUGUUACUCCAGGCAUAUAUUUUGUUUUGUCUAUUUACAAAAGUGGCAUGUUUACUCACACUGCGACUUUGACUGAAUAUUAAAGUUGUGCAUAACCUGUCACCAUGCGGACGCUAGCUAGUCCCCGUAUGCAUGUUGUCUCACUAUGACUCAUCUUGUCAAUGUCAUGGAUGUACCGCUAUAUUUCACAUUCAAUCUAUGCCACAAUAAAACAAAGAUUGACAAAAUAAACAUAUAUAGCAAUGUAAAAAAUGCAAAAGUUAUUAGUUAAUACAGAGAGAGGUAUUACUUUGCUUGUAUUCCAUACAAUUCCAUAUAUUCAAUGAAAUGUAGCCUCUUUUCUCUUAACAAAUGCACUGUAGUUACCCUGUACAAAAUGAUUGUAGCAUUAUGCUAACAACCAUAAUUAUGGAAUGAAACUGAUCAAAUUUGUGGUUCACUGCACCCGCUGGUAUUUUGGUUCGAAUUCUUUGUCACCUUCAUGUUAUGUAUUUUUAUUUAAUUUCCUUCUAUGUGUGUACAUAUAUAUAUAUAUAUAAUUUUAUUUUAUUUUUUUUAUUUUUUUCUGCGUUGAACAAAGUGACCUCAUUAUCAUCUCUUCAGAAGGGUACUGAGACAUUGUGUUCCCGAAUGUUCUUAUGAUAGUACAAUUCACAUGUGGGAAAUUAGUUGUAAAGCAAAUUUUGCACUGAUUGCUUCCUUUAAUUACAGGGGAUGGAAAGAGGAGCUAAAGGCCAGUUUGCCUCGUUCAGCAGUUUCAUUUCAACAAUAAACCAGAAAAAAGAAGCAUCCGGGAACAGAAGCUCACCUACACAACUUGUUAUACCCAACAACAAAAAUGGUAAAUACAGAUCUGUCAUGUACACAGCUGUUCCACGCAGGCAUGAUCGUGGUAUACUUGAUUAUACAGAACCGGAAUAAUUGUGUACUGCCUGAUGCAUUUAGUGGGGCUUAUUUACUAAACCAGGGAUUAUGGAGAAUUGAUAAGGAAAGUGCAAAUAGUAGGUCAAGUAGCUGAUAUGUUGUUCUAGGGCUGAGUGGGUAUGUUUCAGACUGUCCAGUAUACCAUUUCUCUUUGAUGAGCCCUUGUUACAAGCCAUUGCAUGGUGGCUGACCUAUGUGUUGACAUUUAUACAGAUACUCUGUGUUAAACAUAGAAACAUAGAAUGUGACGGCAGAUAAGAACCAUUCGGCCCAUCUAGUCUGCCCAAUUUUCUAAAUAAAAUGUGUUACACAUUUUAACCAAAAUUGUAUAAGGGCAUUGGAAUUAAGUGGUGGUUUGCAUGUGUUUAAAGGGGUACUAUAGUGUCAUGAAUACAAAGCUGUAUUCCUGGCACUAUAGCUCCGUCUGCCUCUCCCCUCCCUCGCGCCACCUCUCCCUGGUGAAUAAGGGGUUAAAAACCUUUUAUUUACAUACUGGAUCCCAGCGCCAGUGCCCUUCGGUUGCUGCUCCGCCUCUUCCGAUGUCACUUGACGAGGGGGGGCGCUAAUGCCCGGAGGACUCCACAUAGCUAAGCAUUAAAUCAAUGCUUUCCUAUGGGGAUAUAGCUGACGCUGGAUGUCCUCAUGAAGAGCCACUAGAGGCUGUUUUAGUUUCUCCAAACCUGCAAUGUUUUACAUUGCAGCAUUAAGUGCCAUAGGGACCCUGUGCCUAUACCACUUCAACAAGCUGAAGUAGUCUGGGUGCCCAAAGCGGCCCUUUAAAGGAACACUAUAGUCACCAAAACAACUUUAUUUUAUGAAGCAGUUUAGAUCAUGCCUCUGCAGUCUCACUGCUCAAUUAUCUGCCAUUUAUGAGUAAAAUCACUUGUAUUUCUGUUUAUACAGCCCUAGCCACACCUCCCCUGGCUGUGAAUGACACAGCUUGCAUGAAGAAUUUUUUUUUGUUUUUAUCUCAGUUCUGUAAAUUGAACUUUAAUCACACACAGGAGGCUCCUGCAGGGUCUAGAAGGCUAUUAGCAGAGCAGGAGAUAAGAAAUUCUAAACUAAAAAGAAUUUGCAAUAAAGGAAGUGUAUGUGACGGACUACCUUGCACCCCGACUGGGUACCUCUGUCAAGCUCGCUUUUUAGCUCUCCUCUGGGACACAGGAGUGCUUCAGACCCUUGCUGCCGCAGCAUGGCUUGUGUCUCAACGACGCUUACCGCCCUGAAACAGGGUCCUGGGUACAGCUUUAAGUGAUUAAGCUCUCCUGCAGAGAGUAUAGCUGGUUCACCCAUACACCAAUCCAGACUGAGUGAAGGGUGAAAAGGAACUGGUUUAUUAUGGAAAGUUGCCUGCUUAUAUACACAACCCCCAGCAGGGGGUCUCCAAAGAAUGCAAUACAAGUCCCUUCCAAAGAUCUCUGUAUCUGGGAGAAUGUCUGGUGCUUUUGCUGGUCAACCUUUUUUUGAGCUCCUGUGUCCGAAAUAAGGGGUAGCAUUUGUUUCCUUUAGUCUCAGACACCUUCCCUCCAAAAAGCGUUUUCCUGGCGGGUCGCGCAAAGUUGUUCAAAACCCUGGACCAAGUUGUCUGAGAACCUCAAGGUCACCUCAUGCCGAAAACAGUUCCAUAACAAUCCCGACUAAGUACCACUGAGGUGAACGGGGAACCACAAAGUCCUCAUGCCAAAAUUAGUUCCAUAGCGGUUGCGGCUAAGUACCGCUGAGAACCGUUGGUGGGUUUUGUUCAUGCGAACGGCCUCCAGGGAGCUAACGUCCGGUUCCAUUCGAAUGAAGGGAAAGUGCCGAACUAGUGGCACUGAGGGAAAGCUGCUAAUGGCGGCUGUGUGGGGUAACCCCCGAAUGGGAAUGGACCAUAGUCGGUGGGCUCUUUGCAAGAUGUGUUUUGAAGGCUGUGUAAGUGACAUGUAGGGAGGUGUGACUAGGGCUGCAUGAACAGUGAUUUCUCCUAAAUGGCAGGGAAUUAAGCAGUGAGACUGCAGGGCAUGAUCUAUACAACAAAACUGCUUCUUUAAGAUAAAGUUGAUUUGGUGACUAUAGUGUCAGUUUAAGCUGUGCAGAAGGUACGUAAAAUGUGAGAAGUGACGACUUUAUUAAUAAUAAUGAUAAUAUUCAGAGUUACGGUGAUUAAGAAAGUAUCACAUACACCAUUUCAUUCUGAUGUAAACAAAACCAGGUUUGGUAUUGUUGCGUUAUGCCUUGUGCAGCAAUAUGACUGGCUGAUGUUUGUUACACCAGCCAUAGUUCUGUUUGAAACAGCCAAUGAAAAAACAGCUGGUGUAGAAUUCUCAAAGUGUUCUGAAAUGUGUCCUUUUUGUAGGAGUGUUGAUUAAAAAUAAGUUUCAAUUGAUUAAAGCAUUUUAACCCCUUAAGGACCAAACUUCUGGAAUAAAAGGGAAUCAUGUCAUGUGUCCUUAAGGGGUUAAAAGUAUGUCACUUUCCUUCCAUGUAUAUUCUGACAGAUUUUGGCUUCCCAACCAUUAUGACCCAUUAAUGAAAAAUACUGGGUGAGAUGUAUCAUAGUGUCGUGGUCUGAAAAGUGGUGCAAAUAUGUAAAAUAGAAGAGUCAACAAUGGAACUGGUUGAUUCCAUUGGUUUCCAUGGUAAUUGCCUCACUGUCAUACCUCCUCACGGCAUCCGUCCUGUCCCUCCACCCUGUGCAGACGCCUGGCCGACAUCGUGCUCGCUAUUACUAGCUAGGGGUGCGUGUGCCUUGUCUCAGGCUUCUUAAAAUGGAAGUACCAUUUUUUACUUUUGAACUGGCACUCUAUAUCUAUUUAAUUACUGCCCUAUUGGGUACCCUAGCCUAUCAGCUCUCACUUAACCCUAUUUAUACCACCCUCUUUCAUCUCUUCCUUGCCCUGUUGUGGUCUCUUUUAGCCCGAGAGUGCGUUCUGUUGGUUUGUCUUUUCUGGUAUCUGACUUCGGCUUGUUUCCUGGUUAUCCGUACUUCUGGCAUCCUUGACCCUUGGCUUUGUUUUUUGUUUUUUCUUCCGUCUUCUAUCCUGAUCUUGGCUCAUUUGACCAUUCUGUUCUCAUCGCUGUACUUUCACACGUUAAUCCGGCCAUUCGAAGGACAGGUAAUACGUCUGGCUUUGUGUAUCUUUUGAGCCCCUUAGUUUGCGUGUUGGGGAGGUUAACCUUGACACUCAUUUCUAGUACCAUGCACCAUUUUUCAGAACACAACACUUUAAUAAAGCUCUCCUUAUGUGUGACUAUUCUGCAAUUUUAGAAAAGGCACAGAUAAUUCACCCACACGUCCACAAAUCUCUUCCAUACUCUCACUAAUAAUAGGUCUGAUAAGGACAACCACUAGCCGCAGUCUGAUUCUAAAUAGAAAGUGACAAGGAGUUUUGCUCUCUGCUUGAGUUUACGAAUGAAACCGUUUUGUUCUAUAACUGAAGUGCGGUUGUUUAACAUUCCUAUUGUGAUAUCCAUAUAAGCAUUAGUAAUGAGCCAAUUAUGUAGAAUUCAUACCUGUUAUAUUGUUAAACUCAUGAAGGUUUUAGAAGAGCUUCUUAGCUCCCCUCUAAAUGACAAAGAAUGAUGUCUAAUCGAUUCCAGGCAUCACUGAUUAUGGCAACCAAAUAAACUAGCUCAAUCAGUGCAUUUAGAUAGUAAUUCUGUAUACAGGUAUUAUGCCAUGCACUAUAAUUAGUUAAUUAGGUCAGAUCGAAUCACUCCAGUGCACUGACAAUGUAAUUUGUCUUGGCUGUCAUGCAGAUAUAACAAUGGAAAUUAGAGUAUAUCACUGUUUAGAUAAGAGUUUGACUCAUGUUUGCCUGCCAACACCCUACUAUGUCUGUUCCAGUUCUCCUUAGAUUUCAUCAUUUACCUGCCAGUGCUUUAGGAAUAUCACUGUUAUUUAUUACUUUUAGAAGACUGUUGGAUGUGUUUUGUUCUUUCUGGAAUAUCUCUCUGCUUUUAUUUGCUGCGUUUUAACACCGAAUGCUCUCUUUCCUCAGUUGCUGUAUUUAAGCUCAGCAUGCUUUCUACCCUUUGUUGCUCUAUUUUAAUUUAGUGUGGUAUUGCAUGUUUCCCAAGUGUCUUGGGUUUGCCAGAAUAGUAUCGACCAGGGAUCCAUGUCUCAUUAUCCCAAUAUUCACACUUCUUCAAGGACAUCAGAGAAAAAGGCUGGAUAGUCGGGUUAUUAAUAAUAUUGUCACAUUUACCAGGCACUCAGGGAGGGAAAGGGGCAUUCAUCCCGAACCCACAAUUAAAGACCUUUUUUAAACCCUUAGAUGGCUGGUUUUACUCUGCAUGCAAUGUGUUGGGAGCUGGCAUCUAUGGGCCAUCCUGUGUCUGGGUGUUUGCGUUUGAAUGUGCUGUUUAUUAUUGUUAGUUUACUAAUAGUAAAAGUAGAACUUUCUAAUUGCAUGCAUGCAGAUGUUUGCUAUGAUACACUCUCUACAUAUAUAAGACAGUACUACACAUCCCCUGCUCUUUGUUUGGAUGAGCCUGACACCCCCUUUAGAAUACUUGCUUUUGUCAAAGAUUGGUUACUUUAUUCGUCUGUUUUACAAACCGAAACCUUAUUUAGAUGUCAUUUGCACAAUUAAUGUAAAGCACAUUUUCAUAGCAGCAUUAAAUAUUUAAUUCUUAAAACAUAUUUGUGAGCAAAUCUUUAAAGAAGUAGGACUCUCCACGUUGUCAUAUUCUGUCCACCCUGUAUAUAUGUGUGAUUGUUGCCAAUUAGUGAUCCGUGGAGAGUCGUGUUUUUCUUUUGUCUCUUGUAUUUUCUUGGCUUACGAUACAGUUCUAUUUUUAACAAUUGUUAAAUAACACAAUGUUAAUCCAUUUGUUUUCCUUCAAUUUAAAAGCUUGUCAGCACAUGGGCACAGGGCCGCCAUCAGGGGGUGACAACCGUGACAGUUGUCACGGGCCCGGCGGCCCUGGGGGGCCCGGACUGCUCUGGCAGUCCUGGGCCCCACUUUGUUUCUCUGCACAGAUACAUAGCGAAUCUCGCUAUCUAUGUGUGCAGCUGCGGGCCCCUGGCUCCCUGUUACCGCAGAGGGGGGAGACCCAGGCAGCACACAGCUUCUCCUCCUCUCUUCUUUCUUCUAUUAACUCUCGCGAGAUCCGGUUACCAUGGCAACGCUCCGCGGGUCUCGCAAGAGUUAUUAGAAGGGGAGAAGCUGUGUGCUGCCUGGGCCCCCUCUGCGGACGGUAACAGGGAGCCGGGGGGCCCCCACUGGACCACCACAGAUGGAAUCUCCCCCCUCCAUGGACACAGGUAAGCAGGGAGGGGGGAGAAACAUUUAAUUAAAUUAAUUAAAAAUUAAUGUUAAAAUGCCCCUUCCUCCCCCUCCCCCCCAGAUCACACAUUUACACACACACACUGCAUACACUAACACAACACACACUGCAUACACUAACACAACACACACACUGCAUACACUAACACAACACACACACUACAUACACUAACACAACACACACACUACAUACACUAACACAACAGACACACUACAUACACUAACACAACACACACACACUGCAUACACUAACACAACACACACACUGCAUACACUAACACAACACACACUGCAUACACUAACACAACACACACACUACAUACACUAACACAACACACACUGCAUACACUAACACAACACACACUGCAUACACUAAAACAACACACACACUGCAUACACUAACACAACACACACUGCAUACACUAACACAACACACACUAACACAACACACACUGCAUACACUAACACAGAACACACUGCAUACACUAAAACAACACACACACUGCAUACACUAAAACAACACACACACUGCAUACACUAACACAACACACACACUGCAUACACUAAAACAACACACACUGCAUACACUAACACAACACACACACUGCAUACACUAACACAACACACACUACAUACACUAACACAACACACACUGCAUACACUAACACAACACACACACUGCAUACACUAACACACUUACUUACACGCAUACACUAAAAACAACACACGCACUACAUACACCGCGCCCGGCUUUUGCGCUGCAUACACUAAAACAACACACACACAGCAUGCACUAACACAACACACACUGCAUACACUAACACAACACACAUUUGCACACUUCAACCCCAACACGCGCAAAUACACUUCAACAUAGCUUGCCCACCGCACCCGGCCAUCCACUAACACAACACACACACCAUUAGGCUACACAUUAACACACUCUCUGCAUUCACUACACUAACACACACUCUGCAUUCACUACACUAACACACUCUGCAUUCACUACACUAACACACUCUGCAUUCACUACACAUUAACACACUCUGCAUUCACUACACAUUAACACACUCUGCAUUCACUACACUAACACACUCUGCAUUCACUACACAUUAACACACUCUGCAUUCACUACACAUUAACACACACUCUGCAUUCACUACAAAUUUACACACACUCUGCAUUCACUGCAUUAACACACACACUACGUUCAUUACACUGACAUACUCUGUAUUCACUAUACUGACACACACUCUGCAUUCACUACACUAACAUACACUCUGCAUUAACUGUACACACAAUGCAUCCGCUACACAAACACACACUCUGCAUUCACUGUACAAACAGUAUCUAAUACACACAAACACUACAUCCAUUACACACAUUCUAAUUCACUUCCACUAUACACACCACAUUCAGUCCUGCAUCAUUGUCAGCGGACCAGGUAGGGCGAGUGCGGGCCCGGGAGGGGGGGCACAAACCUUGUGCUUUGUCAGGGGCCCCAAAAUUUCUGAUGGCGGCCCUGCAUGGGCACAACACCCGAUUCCUUAUGGUCAAUAUUCACAAAUUAUUGCUAUUACUAUAUUUAUAUUACAUAUUAUUAAAAAUAGUGUGAAGCUUUACCAGCUGAGAUUGGGAGACUGGGCAGACACAAGCUUUUCUAAUAGCUGUUUUUAAUAGAACUCAAAAAUUUUUUAAAAUAUGUGGUGUUUGUGUUUGAGUUCUUAGUCAUUUACCAUUGCAAUAAUGUACCGGUCGCAUUUCAGACACUAAUUAACUCCAGAGUUAAAGAAAUAUUCACAGCUUGGAGCAAAAUCUGUUAUCUUAUUUUAUGAGGACUAGAAAAACUGUUUCCUUGCUUCUUGUAAUGUAAGAGUAUGUGUUUAAAGGAUCUAUAAAGUCACUCAGACCAUAAUGAAGUGGUCUGGACACAGUGCUUUUUAAUUUUUUUUAGAAAUAUUUACAAUGCAUGAUCAGCACCAUUUUUAAAUAUUGUUUGGACCCUGGGCAAGCACUUGCUUGGGCCCCCUGGACUCUGCCCAGACCCUGCACUCCCAGGCAUUCAAUCACGCCCUCCACCCCAACGCAAUGGUGCAACUAAAGUAGAGGACCAUGGUGCAAGAAUGUUUUGGUCCCCCUUAUUGCAAGGGUGGCCAAAAGGUAGAUCCCUGCCUGUUCUGCAACUCUAACAAUGCUUUGAAAGCUGGGGCUCUUCCAAUUUCCCAUGCUUGCAGGAUUGUGUUUAGCACUUAAAGGACCACUAUAUACUCGUUUUCCUGGCACUAUAGUGCCCUGAGGGUGCCCCCACCCUCAGGGUCCCCCUCCCGCCCGGCUCUGGGGAGAGGAAAGGGGUAAAAACGUACCUUUUUCCAGCGCUGGGCGGGGAGCUCUCCUCCUCCGAUCCUCCUCUUCUCCUCCCCUUCGGCUGAAUGUGCACGCGCGGCAAGAGCUGCGCGCGCAUUCAGCCGGUCUCAUAGGAAAGCAUUUACAAUGCUUUCCUAUGGACGCUUGCGUGCUCUCACUGUAAUUUUCACAGUGAGAAUCACGCAAGCGCCUCUAGCGGUUGUCAAUGAGACAGCCGCUAGAUGAAUUGGAGGAAGGAUUAACCCUAUUAUAAACACAGUGACAACAUACCGAUAGAUACACAACCUGACAUACAUGCAGAUUCACACAUUGAUAACAUACAGAUGCUGACACUUAAACUGACAGACACACUGUCACACACAUUCAAAAUUUACACUUGUAAAGCCACUCUCCAGGUUCCUACCUUUUAGGUACAGGAGGAGUUUACUGGCUGUGGCUGUUGGGAGUUAGGCCUCUGCACUCCUGGUCAGAGUCCCCUCUCCUCUGCCUCCUCGUGGCCCCAGUCUCACACAUGGCUCCAUUCUCUCUGUCACUUUCUCCCGCUUAUGCUGAUAAGAAGGAGGGUUGACCGUGCUGUUGAAAGGCCACAGCACCCACCUGGGCUCCUCAUGACGAAUGCCCACCAGGUAGCUUUAAGUGCAUGGGCCACCCUUAGUUUGCGGGCCCACUGCCUGUAACAACGUCAGUGGUCCUAAAAGAAAUAGCUGGGGACAGAGGGCAAAUGGGACAGCUGGGACUUGGGACAGCUACCCUGUUAACCCUGCUUUAAAGGCGACCAUGUGCAGGGUAAAUCCACCUCUAGUGGCUGCCAUAAUAACAGCUGCUUCAGGUGCCUCUGCUGCACUCACCGGGUAAAACUCAGUCACGUGACGCAGAAGAUCAUAGGAAAACAAUGCUUUCCUAUAGGGAAUCUCUCACGGUACUCGCUGCACAUGAACAUCAGGUCCCCAAUGCUCCUUGUGAGAUGCGGAGAAUGAUCACUUCCCAAGGAAGUGUUGGUGCUGGAAAAGGUGAGUUAAAUCAUUCUUAAUUUUAUGAACAUGGGAUGGGCCAAUAAACUAUAUAGGAACAGGGAUAAAUAUGUAUUCCUAACUUUGUAGUGCUCCUUUAAUGAUUCAUUUUACUCAUUCUCUUCAGAAUACAUCAUUCAUUAUGCCUUGCAGGCCUUCUCAGAAUACGGAAGCAUUUAGAGUUUGGGCACAUUCUGUCCUACAGUCUGUUCCAGUUGGCUUCUGAGUCAGCCCGCUUUCCUGUAUCUAGUCUGCUGUACAGUUAUACAGUGUUUGACCCAGCCUGUUCCUGAUUACGUCUCUGGUGUAUUUGUAUUCUAAUGUUACUACAUUUGGCUGUGCAUGGCUGGCCUGUCCUUGCCAGAGUCUUCAGUAUUUGCUUUGCCUGUUUGAGUAUUGCAUUCGUUUGACCAAGUCUGUUCGUAUCGUAUUAUAAAGUUACACAGUUACUGACCUGCAUUGCUCCACUUGUUGCCUCUUGUUGCACCCUAACGUGUACCUUCAAACUUGUGUGUUACUUACUGAUCAGCCUUUCCAACAUCCAUUUUCUGCCUAAAAUCAAUCUGUCAUUAGUUUAACUGACCAUAAAUUGGCUUAAAGUACCUUGAAUAUAUGAUUUAUCACACAGAUAUAUGGUAUAUUCAUUGUAAAAUUUUGAGAUAUACUCACCUUGCUGUUGAUUCAGCGCCACCAUUUCCUCCGCUUCUUGGGUGUUACUGUUCUGUAGCACCUACCUCCAGUCUGCCCUUUACUCCCUCCACCCAGUUUCUUUUUUAUAAACAUCUUGGAGCCGGCACCACCAUAGGCGUGAGCAGCCUAUUGCAUUAGGGUGUGCACCCUAAAGCACAAACACACGCCGCAUGUAUAUGUAUGUAUGUGUGUAUAUAUAUAUAUAUAUAUAUAUAUAUACACACACACACACACACAUACACUGCUGUGUGUGCUGUUAGUGCGCUGUGUGAGGGUGCUGUUAGUAUGAUGUGUGUGUGUGUGUGAGGGUGCUGUUAGUGUGAUGUGUGUUUGAGGGUGCUGGUAGUGUGCUGUGUGUGAGGGUGCGGUUUAUUGUGUGAGGGUGCUGUUUGUGUGCUGUGUGAGCGUUUUUGUGUAUAUGUGUGUUAGGGUCCUGUUAGUGUGCUGUGUGAGGGUGCUGUUUGUGUGAUGGGUGUUGUGUGUGUGUGUGUGUGUGUGUGUGUGUGUGGGUGCUGUUUGUGUUGUGUAUUUGUGAGUGUGUGUGUGUGUGUGUGUGAGGGUGUUGUGUUUGUGUGUGUGAGGGUGCUGUUUGUGUUGUGUAUUUGUGAGUGUGCUGGUAGUGUGCUGUGUGUGUGCGCUGUGUGUGUUUGUGAGGGUGCUGUUAGUGUGCUGUGUGUGAGGGUGUUGUAUGUUUGUAAGGGUGCUGUGUGUGUUUAUGAGGGUGCUGUUAGUGUACUGUGUGUGUGAGUGUGCUGUGUGUGUGUGUGUGUGUAUGAGAAUACUCUGUGUGUGAGUGCUCUGUGUGUGCUAUUUGUGUCAGGGUGCUGUAUGUGUGUGGGUGCUGUAUGUUUGUAGGGAUUGUGAAGGUGGGGGGAGAUUAGUAAAUCUCCCCCCUCCAUUCUUACCUUAUGUAGGAAGAGGGGAUCCUUGCUGCCAAGUGCCAUCCCUGGUGGUCCAGUGGAGAGUGAACUCUAGCAUGUGGCGAGAGGGAGCAGAGAGCACACAGCUCCCUCGCCGCGCCUGAUAUGGAGACAAGCACCCGUGGGGUCCAUCACCUCUUGGCCCCCCCCAUGACAGGGGAAACACGGGGGGAGGAGGAGGGCAUUUGGAGGCAGCAGAGUGCCUGCAGGACUCACAGGUGUGCCGCGGGGAUUAGGUUGUGCCCAGGCGCACCCGGCGCACCCGGCACACCCCGUGCGCACGCCUAUGGGCAUCACAUCAGAGUGUGUUAGGGAGUUACCUUAGCAACAACAGUGAAUGUGCAGAUAGCAAUUUGUAGAAUUGACUGACAGGUGGAAGAAAGACAUAUUUUAAAUGGGUUUUUAUUUUUAUACCAAUGUAUACACUUGCUAGCAAAUCUGCUAGCACUAUGCAUCGUAGAUAGAAUGUUAUACUCUUAAAAAAACAAAUAAUUAUAAUUUGUUAUUGACAUGACAAGUACCCUUUAGGUUAGCUGUGUCAAGACUGGCUCUACCACAAGUCGCAGACUUGUCCACCAUCCACAAAGUUCCAGUGAUUGCCAAAGUCCAAAUGUUCAACUUGUAAACUAUAAUGGUUUAUAAGGUGACAACUCAAUCUACUCACCUCUUUACCUAAAUUUCCAGCAAAGCUUACCAAGCAUUUCAGCAUUGUGCUAAUAAACUCAUACAGCACAUGAUUGAUGCCUAUGACAAGCAAAGACUGUUAUAAACUCUGUUUAUAAUGCCGAUAAAGGAACAACGCACACAUAAAAAUACAGUUUUACAUUUUACAGGGAUAUUUAAAAUCCCCUAUCUCCGCAAACAAAUAUGGAGAUUCAGUUCCACCAUAUGGCCAUAUCGUGUUAAGUCCAUCACUACACCACAGUACCCCGAUAUCGGUGGAUCCCACACUAAUUCAAAUGUGGGAGACACAUUAAAUAGUGCUAGUGCUAUAUGAACCUAAGUGUAUUUAAAUAAUAUAUAAUGCAAAAUGAAUGUGAUAAAAUGCAAUUCAAAUAAUGCAGUGUCAAAACUAAACAAUUAAAGUGAAUAGUGCUUUGAUGUAUAUACUCACAAUGCAUAUCACAUAUCAGCUCUAUACUAUAUGAACAUUCUAAUUAAAGUGACAUUGCUAUCUUAACUUGUUAACAUUUAUUGAUUUUCCUUUAAACAAUCAACAAAGCAAAAAAUAAAAGUGGUUUUAUUCGGGUGUGUGAGAGAUAUAUUACACUUUUAAGGGAAGCACACAGAAUGUAAUGAUAUGAUGUUAGAUCCGUGCGUUUAUCUAAAAAUUGCGAGGUUCUAUAAGAACUAUGAUGGACUUUUUUUGUGUCUUAAUAUUCAGCCUUUCUAACAAAGGAAAACAGUAGCUAAUGAACAAGAAGAAAAUAUUGCAUAACUGUGCUCUGGAAUUGACUGACUAGUCAGGGCUGACUGUCGCACUAGAAAUUGCUGUGAAAUUUAGAUUUAAUAUCUGCCACAUCACUUCAGUUAACUGAGAAGCUGUAACAGAGUAGAGAUUGGUUUUAGGAGACCAUUAUUAUUCUCCUUGGAAUUUGGCUUUUUUUGUUUAAAUAGUCUAUAUACGUGUGUCUUCUGCUACUCUGUGCAAAAAAUCUGCAUGUGUUUGUAAAAUGUGGGAUGAUAUUCUUAUUAUAAUGUUAUAUUUAAACUCUCCCCUUGGUGACUGCAAUAAUAACCUGCUAAAAUCAUCAUAUGACAUAAGCGCUAAAUAGAUCUCAGGAACAAUUUGAAGAAUUAAUGAAGUAGUAAAUCUGCUUUUUAGCAAGAUUAAACUGAAGUAAGGUUUAAAGAGACAGAGAAAACUGUUCAUUUUUAUAUUCAUAAAAAUGUGUUGAGUAUAACUACAUUACCAUGUUGUGUCAUAAAUACAUUCUUUUUUUUCUUUUAGUGCAAAGUGAACGUAUUUUUACUUAUGCCAUUUAAUGGUGCCUAUGGGCAAUCUUACAUAUGUGGCAUACUUGCAUAUUUUUUCCAAAGUAAUUUAAGUGGUUCUGUCACCAUCUGGGAUCUCUGCUGACGUCCAGUGGGCACAGGGUGGAAGUAAGGGUGCGUUAUACUUACCUGAACCUGGGUCGAAACGUUGCGGUUUGUUGCUCCAAUAAAACUGCCAACUUUGGUUUCACCUUGAGUACCUGGACCAUUGCUUAUUCUAUUACAUUGCGCUGAGUAUUGUAUGUAUGUAUUCCAAUCCCUAUAGUGUUAAAAACACCAUCUAGCCUCCCCCCUCCCCUUUUCCCCCUAAAUAUAGUAAAAUUGUAUCUCUAUUCCAGCCUGCCGCUGCUGACUCUGACCCUGAUCUGUCUUCUUGGCUGACAUCGUCAGAAGUGAUACUCUAAGCCAAUCACAAUGCUAUCCCAUUGAAAGCAAUGGAUUGGCUGAGACUGUCAAGAAGGCAGAUCGGGGGCAGAGCCAGCACAAACCAAACACAGCCCUGGUCAAUAAGCAUCUCUUCAUAGAGAUGCAUUGUAUCAUUGCAAUUCUAUGAUGAAAGUUCAGUGUCUCCAUGCAGAGGGUUGAGACAAUGAAUGUUCGUACUGCACAGUGUGUAGCACUGCCCCAGGAAUUGACCUCUAGAGCUGCCCAUAGGCUGUAAUGUAAACACUGCAUUUUCUUCGAAAAAAUACGUGUUUACAGCAAAAGGCCUGAAGGGACUGUUUAAACUCACAAGAACAAUAAGCUGUAGUUGUUCUGGUGACUAUAAAUAAAUACAUCAAUCUCCACAGAGAGCUUUACAAUAAUACUAUAAAGUAUUUUACCAGGAAGGAUACAUUGAGAUUUCUCUCCUUUUUAUGUAUGUCCUGCUUGAAGAUGACUUUGAAAAGACUUAGCAAAGACCCUUUUUUAGGUUGGAAAGUUGGCAAGCUAGACUUUUGACUGAAUAAAGUCUCUUACCAUCUUGAGAAAGGACUGAUCUAUUGUGUGUUUAUUGUUUCUGUGAAUUGUUAAACUCCUAAUACUGUAUCAGUAUGGCAUUACUAGUGAUAAAAGGAUAUUAGCAUGUGUCGUAUUAAGUUUGUCUGAGGAGGCCAAUAGAGCUGCAACAGCUUUAACUUUAGUUACUUCAACAGUUGAAAGCGGUCUAUUUCUUUUUAAUAAGUGAACAUUGAAGAAUCCAUUCAGCACAUCUCUGGAUUUAGUGGAUUCACAUUCCAACUUUUCUAUUCCUAUACAAAUUAAAGCCACAGUUUAGAGUUGGUUAUUUUAUGUUUGCCAUAACUGGCCCUUUUUGUAAUGAGCGCUUACCGUUCCCCGCCGGUCCCGCGCAGCGCCGGGUCCUCCUCCGAUACUUCCAGGGGGCGGCUCAGUUCUUCUGACGCCGGCCGCUCGGAACACGCCCACAUUUAUGACACGGCGCAUGCGCGCCAACGUCAGAAAAUGCUGCCAAAAUUCAAACGUGGCCACGCUCCCGGACUUUUUGGGGGCGUGGCUACAAAAUUAAAGCCAAAGAACCCACUAUAAAAGGGCUAUCAUGACACUUGUCAGAUGCCCUAGUGUGGUUCUUGUUUAAAGUCCCCUGGUGCUAUCUUAUCUGUUUGUCCUUCUUGGUAAUUGACCCUUUGCUAUCUCUCUGACUAUUCUGUGUUCUGGUUUCCCGUUACUUGGCUUGGAUAAUCGUGUGCCCGUCUUCCGUAUUCCCUUGACCUCUGGCUAUUCCUUUGACUAUUCUCAGACGCUAGUCCGGCCAUUCUAAGGUCCGGUAACCAUCUUUCUGUGGGUUUCACGCUGUGUGAAGGGGUCACUGUUGUGACAUUGGUCACUGUCGUGACACUUUUAUAUUUAUAAAGGAAAUGGUGGCUGGCAUUCCUGGUGGCUACACUUAAUAUCUGGGUGUCACAUUCUUAUAAGAAUUGCCCAAGCUACCUGUUUUAAUGCAUUGCAUUGCAGUUCAGUAAUUGUAUUUAAUUGAUAGGUUAAUUGAUAUUUAUAGGCCAUUUCAGCCAAUUUGGCCUAAAAUGUUCCUUUCUCAGUGUUCAGUUAUCUUAAAUGAAUUGAUUCUGAAAUAUGUAGUUUAUCAAGCAUUUUACGUGAAAUUAAAGUAUAGCUGCUGUUGUUACUUCUUAGAUUAAUACUGUUAUGAAAGUCUGCUAAAUACAGAUUUAAAAAUCUUUCUAAACCCGAGUUUUGAUUCACUGAACUAGUGGCUCUUAACAUGUGAUGGAACCUAAAAUUAGGUCCUCUUGCUGUUUUAUUGGGCCUCCGCUGUUUAGAACAGGCCCAUCAUAUUAAUCAGGCCGUAGGCAACUGCCAAAAUAAAUUUGCUGCCCAUCCUUCUCCAGUCACUGAACAAAAUGUUGGAGGGAUUUUCCAAUGCCCUUAUUUGGGCUAAAUUUUGGCAAUUCUGUUUUCAGGUCAUUGCAGUUCACUGUUUAGUAAAUAAUUCUAUUUUUUUUUCCUUUUUAAUGGAGUAUUCAUAUUUAUCAGAUUCGAUACAUUUGUCUUUGUUACAGCUUGCAUUUCCCAGAAAGCAGCAGCAAGUUAAAAUUCUAAUAAAACUGUGUUUACUCUAGAGCACCUUUUCUUCAGGUUUUUUGUUAAACCUGAAUCCCUGUGAUGCCUUUCCAAUUUCUAGCUGUGAAAACAGAUGAACGUUUUUCUAAAAUCAAUGCUACUGAUGGCUGUUUGUGUGUGGGCUGGUGUGAUUCAUUUUAUACGCUCAGCAGCUGACGGUGUCCCAAAUGCAUUGCUUUCCUCAUUGACAAAUUCAGCACACGCAAAUUGGGCUACACCGCCAUCCUUAUCUCCCACUCAGGCCACCAGAGUAAUUCUAGCUCUUAAAACACGUCUGGGCCAUCUGCCUUCAUAAUGUUACGCAAACCAAAACAAAUGUGUAGUGGGUACUGUUCCUAGAUAUGAUAUUACGUGUUUUAUUGCUGUAGAUGCCAGACGGAUCCAUCCUUCGCAAUUUAAAAUGUUGAUUAUAGUCACACAGUUAUAAAGCAUGUUGCUAAAGGAUGAUAUACAAAACAGAAGUUUGAACUAUUCUGAAGACCUUUUGUUGUGCUUCACCUGCAUAUCUCAAGUUGGACUUUGGAAAGUACUCCUUGGGCCCCAAAACAUGAAAAAAUUGCAGUUUCCCAGAGUUCCUAGGUUGAUAUGCAAAUGAGCACAGAGAGGCAUUGUGUUUUAGACUUCAUGCUGAAUUUUUACAGGUAUCCUUAGCAAUGGAUUCCUUUUUAAACACCACUUUUUAAACCAUAGCAUUGGUUAUGAUCCAAAAGAACCAGUAACCAGAAACCAGCCAUGGACUGCAGGUUCGACCUUGUGGGUCUCCUAAUCAUGGUGUCUGUUCUGGUCUGGAAGUUGAAGUCUCUUUUUGAACUAUUCUGAUCAUUAUAAGCAAUAAUACUCAUACACAUAAUACGUUAUCUGGAAUAACGACUUGUCUUGUUUAUAAGUUACUUUGCAAGAUGUUGUUUCCAAAGAUGCCUAUUCUAGAAUACAACAUGGCCAAUCCCUGUUCUGCAAUGGAGAUGUCAAGUUAAGGUGCAAGACAAGUGCUCUGCUUGAUAAGAAUGAAAAGUAGAGGCAGAAUGCAUUUCGUCUAAAAUGUUUAAUCCCUAAAUCUUAAUUUAGUUUGACCAAAAACCCCACUUUUCCGGUUUUGUUUCUUUUGUAUUUUUUUGUGGCAGGCUUAUGCAAUGUAUGAUCAUAUACUGUAACUAAACCCCCAUUAUAUUUUUUUAGCCUAGAUUAGGUGUUUUUAAUCAAAAUUUUGUGUGCGUGUAUACUAUUUGCUGUGAUUUUGUCUAAUAAUAUUUAUAAAUAAAUGUAACUUAAUGUCAAAUAUUCUCAUGUUUUUGCUUCAAAGUAAGAGACCUUCCACCAAUUUGCCUUGAUGUCCGACAAAAACAGCGCAUCUCGAUUGAUACGUUGCCACCUGAGAUGAAAGCUGCCAUCCUUCCUGAACCGACGAAUCCUAUACGUGGCCGAACGCUAAAAGACUUCCAGUGAGUUAAAUUUUAUUUUCAAGUUAAUAGAGGUCGCCACUUGGCUUCUGAUUUAAAAAACACCAUAACUACCAAAGCCUGCUGUUGUAGUUAUGGUACCAUUAGUGCCCUUCAUGGCAAGUAAAACAUUUUUGUAUAGUUUUACAACUUAACUGGGUCCCUUUAGAUGGCCAUAGAAUUAUAAUUAAUAGAGUGACAGACACUGAUACAAUGCCAAUGAAGCUAUAGUGUUUGGGACAUAUGGAAGAGCUUUAGGAAGCCUUUGCAAUAAGAGGAGACAGGCAGUUGUUGUUUUUUUUUAAACUAGCGUAACACCAACAAACGUGAUAUCUUGAUGCUCACAUGAACACUAGAGAGGGUGUAUACAUAACUUAUUUAUAUAUUAAGUUCAUGUUAAGGGCUAUCACCAGCAAUGUAUACCUAUCACAUGUUCACUUUAAGUUGUACGAUGAUCAGUGUUCUGUUUGUUUGGAUGGUUUUUUAGUAUAUAUACAUUUAUUUUAAUUGUGAAUUGAAUGAUCUUAGACCUGCAAUUACACUUCACUAUACUUGUGCACAGAUUUACUUAAAGGAGCACUAUAGUGCCAGGAAAACAACUUGUUUUCCUGACACUAUAGUGUCAUUAGGUCACCCCCUUCCCGCUGGGCAGAAGGGGUUAAAACCCCUUCAGCCACUUACCUUUCUCCAGCGCCGGGCUCCCUCUGUGCUGGGGAACUCUCCACCCCCAGGCCAAGUCAGAGCUGUGCGCGCAUUGAAUUUUCCAUGAAUGUGGAUUUCCAUUUUGUUGAGCAGGAGUGAACAGUGAUACCUGGUACUGUAUUGAAGCUUUUAAUAUUGUGGUACAAUUCUCAAGUCUUCUACAUAAAAAUGAGAUAAAAUGAGAAAUCUACUUCGAUGUAAUUGUUAUUAAGUUUUAAAAUUCAAUACCACAGAAUACUACCUUUGUCACAUUCCAAUGCAUGAGUAAAGUCUACUCACUCUGCCACUCGAGCCUCGGGCAGCAGUAUGUUCCGUCACUGUCUUCUCAUUCUGUCAGCAGAGCAUGUUACACUGCCCUCUGCUGGGCAUACUACUUUUAUUCUGAUUUGCUGUUUAACUUAUGUCUAUUGAACAAUAUAAGCCUAGACUCUUGAGACGCAUUAUCCCUUUGCGGUACUUGCAAUCACUUGCUGCACUCUGUUACUUAUGCUCCUGAUAUCAAUUUGUCUUAUUUUUUUGACCGUUUUGAUAUCUCCAUUUUCCAUUUAAAUAGAAAUUAUGUUUCUACACAAAUACAUAAUUACAAUUUCUUAGCACAACCGUCCAAUAACAUAAAAAAAAAUAAAAAAAAUAAAAAAAACGUGGGUUCAGAAUUUUUAAAAUGUUUUUACUAUAUCAGUGGGAAUUUGUAGAUUCUCUUAUUUUUAAUCAAUUUAAAUCUGGGUUAUGUAAGAUAGGCCUCUCAGCUGACCCAGUUAGCUGCCCAGCAUUUUAGUAUUUUUGAAUACUUGUGGUCUGCUUAUUCAGAGACAUGUGUUUCUAUUUAUUGAUGUGUGAUUGCAGUGCACACUUUACCAGUUUACUCACCUCUUGCAGUGAUGUCAUUUUUGGGUUUCUGAGUCUAUUUAACCCGAACUUCAUUCAUACAUCAUAUAAAAAAUAAAAUAAAAAAAUAAAGUCUUGCACUACGUUUUGCUAGGGGUGUUUUUUCUUUCUUUCUUUCUAAUUUACUGAUUCUUAAUAUUUUUGGUGAUAUUAUGUUGUCCACCUAAUUACACUUGCAGACUCUUUCCUGAGAUCCAGAUUAGGCUUGUGAACUAUAUUUGGAAUCACUCACUUUUUCUAAAUUCCUCCCAUGUUUUUCUCCAUUAACUCUACAUGAUCAGUUGACUUUGAAUUUCCUCCAAGCCAAGCAACUGAUAAGUUAUCACCUUGGCAGGAUCCAUGAAAAGGACCCAGCUGGGUUUAGUUUCUUAUUCGGGCCCAAGGUUAUUUUUAGGAAUAUCUGACGUGGUAAUCCUUUAGCGAAAAUCUAAGAAUAAUCGCAUAUCAGGUCAGUGUGGGAUUAAACCAUUCAAUCCAAAAAUCUAUCUAACAUAGCUAUUUUGUAAAUGACGUUUAUUGCACCUUACUGCACGUGUAGAACCUAUCAUUCUGAACCUUAAAUGUCUUGAUACUUGAGAAAAUUUCAGUUUAGCACAUACGUAAUACCUGCCUUUUGGUCAGGUCUAAUAAAGUGCAGGAAGGCACAAUAUUGGGACAGGGUUGCUUAGAUACCUUGUUCUAUUAAUGUGUCAUUAGUAAAUCUAACCUGAUAUUUUAAAAAUUAUUUACUUUUUUUACCUGCCCAAUUCAGAGAUCAGUUUUCUAGAGAGAUCAAUUAUAUAGCGCCAACAAAUUCCGUAGCGCUUUACAAUAUUGUGACAAAACACACAGCAAACUUUAAAAGGGGUUAAUAGACAAACAAACCAACACCUUUAACCCCUUAAGGACACAUGACAUGUGUGACAUGUCAUAAUUCCCUUUUAUUACAGAAGUUUGGUCCUUAAGGGAUUAAAGGUUCUAGGAUGGUUCUUUUGUGGUGCAACUCCAGGGAUGAGUUUACUCCGUAUUACAAUUUGUGCAUUAUAGAGCAUACAAACCUCACUUAUCGGUAUACCUCUUUUGAUGCAAAUUUGUUACGUGUUUUGAGUUAAACACCUUAUUAAUGCCAUGCCAGAUAUUACUGUCACCACUAUUAUGUUGAAAAAAGUACCACGUUUCAAAGCUCUUGUUCCACUGCCAGUGUCUUCAGCACCCACAACAUUCCAUCACUUACUGGUCAAGAACUGACCAAGCCCACGAACCUGACAUGCCUGUAUCCACAGGAGUUAAUGGUGUCAUAAAAAAACUAUACGUUAUUGGUGUUUUGCUGCCAAUUUAAGGACACAGACUGAAGUCAUUCAAUGUGUGACCUCAUGUUAUUUGUUGACUUAGAGCCACGUUAGGUUACUCUAAAGUAGACUGAACCACAAAUUCAAAUAACAUUUUCACGUUUCUAAUAAGCCUUUUAGAAAUGUAAUGGCUCUGUCAUUUAUGAUAAUCACCUAGCUACUAAACUGUACUCAUUCCUGUUUCUUCCACCAAAGGUAUCAUCAUACUUUUUAAGAUGGAAAGUAGAAAUUCACGAGAAGAACAUUAUACCCUUAGGGGUUAUUUUUCUAAAACCUUUAAAAUUGCAAUUCAAUACAUCGGACAUUAGGGGCCUAAUUGCAGACAAUUGCAGUGUGGUUCAAUGCCAUACACGACUCCAGUAUGAAAGGACAGCUACUGUAUUUUUCUCUGUGUGAGUAUGUGCACGUUGCAAAUAAUGUCUUGGGGAACAAAUUGUGGUGUUUGGCAAAAUUAAUAUGCAGUACGGAUAUUCUGGAAUAAUAGCCAACUGUCUUGAAUUUAUUCAAACUCACGCAAAUAACAAAAAUUAUGAAAAUUACUGUUUUGUAGACUUUUUUUUUCUUCGAAUAAUUUAUUAAGAAAAGCUGUAGUAAUGCAGAAACCUUUAUAGAGGUUUGAAAUAACUUGAAAGUUGGCUAGUUUAAAGUGAACAGUAUGUGUAGUAGUCUAGAAAGAGGUUUUGGUAACUGUCUAACAGCAUAUGACAAGUGGCCAGGCACUAGUUUUGCAAAGACCUAUGUUGCAUGCAUCACAUAAUAUGUGCAAGCAAUGGGAGAAUCUUCCAAGAAAUAUUUUGAUUGGGUGUUCGGAGGGCCAAGGUGUGUGAAUGGUGAAGAACUGGAAGCAUUAAAGGGACAUGCAUCACUUGACAAUAAUUAUUUUUUUUAACCCAGCAAGCAAACACUUUUGAACAAAUAUACAAACCAAAAUGAAGACAAUGCAAACUUUGAGAAGUAUGUAAUAGAUGUUUUAUAAACCCACUGUAAAGUUAGACUACAUUGUUGGACAUGCCUCUCAGCUAGAGGAGUUUUCAGCCUUCCCCCCAGUACCUAAAUCCGUUUCAGACCCGUCCACUAAUGACAGAAAACAGGGCAUCAAUUUCCAGAAGCAGGUGAGCGAAACCAGACACCAGAGCAGAGUAAGGCAACUGCCUCCUUCAAAUCUAAAGCUUUUCAAGGAGACUGUUGUCUUAAAGUGAUGCAUGUCCCUUUAUUGAAGCAAGCUAUUUGACCUAGUAAGCAGGUACUCGAGGUUGGAAGAUCCUGCAUUUGCUGCAAAACCCUAGGAUGUGCAGAGUUUGCAGCAUAUUAAACUAGAUAAUGACUCCGCCAAUCAGACAUGUCUAUUUUUCUACAGCACAGUUGAACUUUCCCAUAAGCAGUGCUUUAUGUGCCCUGUAAGGGUUAAUGGGACUUGUAGUUCAAUUGCCAUUUUUCUUGUGUAGAAAGAAAACUGCGAAUUUCAACUAUUUUUUAGCAAAGUGGAAACAUCGUAGUUUCGGAGGAAAAUGAAAGAGUAGCAACCACUGUGCACAACUAAUUGUAACAUAACUUACACAUUGCACCUAAUUUGUGUGGGUGACUGGCGUUUCUUUGUUUGGUAUAACACAUUGCUCAUGAUUUGGGUGUGCAUUUUAGAAAUCGUACGUUUUAAUACAUUAUAACAUUUUAUGAACAAGUACAAAAUAAGUUAAGUGUGAAUAACAACACUAUAUAUAUAUUUUUUUUUAACUGACUGGAUUACCCCUUUAAGUAAAUUAUAUACCUCAAUUGAUUUGUUUGGAAAUCAAUCUUGCAUGUUGUUUACACUUUACAUAUACAGUUCUGCUUUAAAGUAGAAGCCAUAGCAAAUAUUCAGAAUUGCAAUACAUCGAUAUCUCUAGAAUACUUGAAAACUGCAUGGUCUAAUUCUUGUCUCAUAUGAUCACCUGAAAGCACAAAACUGUACAAGACUCCCAUCUAGUGGCCACUUUUGUUUGUACAGUACCACCUAGAAGAGAUUGUAGGAUGCAAGAGUAAAACUAUUUUGUAAUUUAAAAUAAAAUAUAACACAGCCAUAUAAUACACCUAAUAUGAAAUUUUACAACAAUAUUUAUCCCCUCCCCCACAUAUAGCAGAAGUGACAUGUCUCUGUUAGCCAGAUGGGUGCAGAUGAGCCAGGUUUGGGUGCUAGAGGAGUCUCCAUUUUUGUGUCAAGUGGGAGCUAUAGUGCCAGGAAUACAGUUUUGUAUUCCUGGCACGUCUAGAAUGCCUUUUAAUUUACUAUUUAAAUUAUUUUAUUUUUUUACAAAUACAAUUUACUUCUUGGUACCUAGUUACCGGCCGUGCUAUGGUGAAUAAGCAUUAGAAAUGAAUGUCAUUGGAAGGGAAGCAAUUGUAUAUUACAGUUGAUUUGUAAUUUAGUGUAUAAAUGCAGGUUAAGGGCCCAGACUAGCUGAUUGCAUUUUUUAUGGUUUUUAAUAUAAGCAUUAGGGAUAGACCAGUAAUCGGUUCUGCCAAUUAUUUGAGCUUUUUGGCAUAUUUCUAGUAAUCUGUCUGAGUCUUAUUUACCGAUAUUACCGAUAACUUUGUCACCUCUCCCAAUCACUGCAUGCUGUCCUCUGCAUCUGGGAACUCCGGCCACCAACCAAUGAGGUGCUAUGUCACAACUUCACAUUACUCCUCCCUGUGAGUUACUGCAUGCACAGCUCGGCUAAAUGCUGGGAGCUGAACAGUUCAUAAUUACUGUACUGGGCUGGCUGACAAAUUGAUAGGAGUGUGAAUUCUGCCCGCAAUCAUAUUCCUUUAGUAACAGCACUGUACAUGCUGGUAUUUCAUGGAUCCAUGCAUGUACUGGCUGCCUGAGAAUUAUAGGAGUGUGAUUACUGUCAACAUGUUCAGUCAACGCCAGAUUUGUGUAAAAAUUGUGUUACUUUUUCCAAAAACCUUUACAGACCCCUAAAGCACUUUUUUUGAUUUGACAGUCACAGAGAGUUGGCAGGGAUAGAUUGGGAGGGCUUGCAAAGGAUUCAGACGAGAACUGCAGUUUUUUAAGUUGGUUUUAUACAUACCCCCAAUGGAAAAUGCAUAAUUAAAUGCAAGCAAGUUUUUAUUUGGGUUAUUUCUACUAAAUGAUACUUUUUAUUUAUUUUGAGUGUGGAGUGUUCCUUUAGGUGUACAGAACUGGUUAUCGGCAAAUUGUCCCAAAAGGGGACCAAUAAUCUGCAUCGGCAUUAGCUUCAAAACAUAUCUGGUGAUCCUUAAAAAGCAAGAUACUAAGUGUUUGUGACCUAUGUCUAGUACAUGUACAUAAAUUCUCAAAGUGUGGAGUUAGUCUAUGCUGGGAUAAUGUGGACUUUUAUAAUAUAUAUUUAUAAUAACUUCAUCGAGUUGGUAAUGAUAAAAUGUAUCUAUAAAGAUCUUUGUUUAGAAGAAAUCUGUAAUCUGCUUUUGGGAUCUUGUUGCAUCCAUAUUUUGUGAGUGACACACUCAAACAGGUGCUGGAAAUAUUGCCUGGGUAUCUUGCUGCAGCACCGAAUGCUGAUGAGUGACCUGUUUUGUGUAGUAUGUGCAUAUUUUGAAAAUCUUUUGCAAUAAAGAAACUUUCUCUGCAGUGUGUCCAAACAUGUAUACAGUACACAUCAUUGCCAUUGAAUGGGUUCAAUGGCAAUAUUGUUCAUACGUCCAACAGCAGGCCUUGUAUAGUUUAAUAUUUUGUGAAUAUUGGCAUAAACAAGCUGGACUUAAAAAAUAAAUAAAUAAAAAACCAAAAACUUGAAUGGUUUUAAAGUUUUCUGUAUUUUUCCCCAGACGCUCUUAUCAGCAUUUUAAUGUUCAUAAAACCAGCCGUACCGUAACGUUUGUACCUGGUAAUCACUAUCAUUUUUUACUUGUGUGCAGAAAUGGUAUAAUUUAAAUACCUUGGGGUUUAUAUUUUUGAAAUGUCAAUAGUCCGCACUGCAUUAAGUAUUGAUAUUAAGUAGCAUUACGUAUUGACAUUAAAUUGUAUUGCUUUUGAUGACACACUGUAUCCACCUAUGAUGUGCUGCAGAUGAGCAAACAGUUGCAUUACUCUACUCUAAUCUGUAUAGUCACAGAUGUUUUUGAAGUACACUCUCCAGAGUUAUGCAAAAGUAUUAAGAAAGUAUUACAUAACUCAUGUUAUAACAUUCAUUUAGAUGAGUCUGGAUUUUCUUUACAAAUUUAAUUUUGUACGAUUUCCUCCAUAAACAUCUAGACACGUUAUACAAGAACAAAGUAUGCAGAGGAAACAAAAAAAACCCAACAACUUAGGAACAGAAUUCGUAUUCAGGUCCAUAAAGAGGAGAAUAGGACAGCCAGACAUUGAAGUUUUACCUCUGUACCUGCUGGUUCUUGACUUAUUAACUAAUCAGAAGCACAAGAAAGGACGAUCUAUAAAUAGAAUCCAGUUAGGCAAAGGGUCAGCAGUCGCAGUGGCUGUUUGUUGGAGGUUAAUGUAAUGGAAAAACAAUGAUAGUCUAUGAAAGUGGUUCUUAAAGGGGCACUGUAGCCACCAGAACAACAGCUUAAUGUAGUUGUUCCGGUGAGUAUAGUCAGCCUUUUUGCUGAAGGCUCCCCAUAGAAAUGCGUUGAUUCAGUGCUUCUCUAUGAGGAAAUGCCGAUUGGCCAAGCUGGUAUUUGGCCCCACCCAUUGAUGAUCUCAGCCAAUCCAGUGCUCUUCCAAAGGUAGUAUGAUAUCCACACGAGGCAGGUUAUGCAAAGCAAACACUGGUGUUCCUAUAGAGCAUCAAUGUUUUUAGCUUCAGGGCUAAAACGGGGGUAACAUGGCACCCAGACCACUUCAUUAAGUAAUCUGGGUCCCUAUAAUAUCCCUUUUUAUUUUUAUUGUUUUAAUAACCCUUAUUUAACAUGGACAGAGAUAAUGAUACAGGCAUAAUCAGAUAUAACUCUAAAAAUGAUAAAAUAGAAUAUGACACUGAUAACUUUCACAAUCCACGUUUGUCACUUGCAACAGCCAUGACUCGAUACAGCUAUGACAAAAAAGGGCUACGUCUCACUUACAAUGAGAGUUAUGCUAUGGAGGAUCCCACGGGUGGUGUCCACAGGUGGUCCGCUCAUUUAAGUAUAACUUCCUUUAGUGGUGCUUCCGUGCCACAGUCAACCGACUAUAAAUGUUACCUUCUGAUGUCUUUGCAUAACAUGCAAAGACCCACAAAGGGGACAGCCCCUAAUUUUGUAGGACAUCCUUUUAGAAGAUAGAAGCUCUGGUUGUGUCAAAACAGCAUCAUGAUUAAGCAAACAGAGUAACCUUUUUUGCAGAACUUGCUCGGGUUGUGAAAUAAAUGUAUUUAAUAUACAAACAUCUAGCUGUAUUGCGAAGUUAUAGGUUUGUUCUGAUUUAAGUGAGUGCUGCCAAAAAGCAUGCAUAGUUAUAAGCAAACCCUCUGAAAUUACUGAUCAUGAAAGCAGCACUCACUUUAAAGCUUGAUUAGGCGUGCAGUGUGGUGUGAAUAUUCAUUGGCUGCACACAAUUUCUUCAUUCUUUAUUUUUGUUCUCUUUGUAGGACAGAUUUGGAUAAAGCAAAAUCAACAGGAGAAUGGAAAGCCGUGCAUGAUUUUUAUUUAACGACGUUUGAUUCAUUCGUGGAGUUAAACACUGCUUUUAAGGUAGUAUUCUAAAACAUCCUAUGGAGAGCAAUGAAUAAUUAUUUUUAUUUUUAGAUAUGUUAAAAUGUUCAAUUGAAUAGCUAAAAAAUUGUGGUAUGUAGUUCUUUUUAAAUACAUACCUUGUCUUCUGAGCAACCAAAAUCAAACUAUUUCUGCAUCAAUCUAUAUUCAUCUUUCUGCUGUCGUAGAUGAAUUGCAUGUACACAAAAGGUAAAUAUGUCUUUUAAUCUGUAACUUUUCUGGCGUUUUACAGAUUACUUAAAAUAUAGAAUACUGGGAUACAAAAUGACUUAAUUUAUCAGAAUAUGAGGAUUAAUCCUUUCUAUAUAUGCUUCCUCCUAGCCAUACAAGUACUUGUAUAGCAUGUAACUGCAUGGUGGGUAUACACGAUACAAGUUCACCUCCCGGAGUAUUUUACACCCUUUAGUGAGUGGUCAUAUCUAUAGUUCCAUUAAUGGAGCUUAUCUGUAAGUUCAGGAUGACUUUUAACAGCUUGAGCAGCAGUGUUAUUCACAGUUUGGUACGUGUGGAACAGUGCUGAACUACAUUUCAACAUGUGCAGACUUUAUAUAUCUAACAUUGAAUGUGAACUUUUAACUUCCAACACAAUUUGCGGAUGACAUGUUUACUUAGAAUGGGACACUCUACGUGCUUAACCAUUACAUCUAAUAAUAGUAGUGAUUUUGGUGCCUAAAAACCCGGUGCAUGCAGUCUGACAUAUAAGCAUUGGUAUUUCUCAGAAAUUGUCAUGUUUAAAUGAAUCAGUCAGUGAAGACUUACAAUAAUGGAAAUUCUCCAUUUUCAUUGUUAUCAAAUGCUUUGAAUGCAUCUAAUAAAGUAGCAUUGAAAUUAUUGCUUUUCUGUGAGAAGACUCUUGUUGGCCGAGUAGGUCCAAAGUGCUUCUGUAUGAGAAGCAUUGGUUUGCACCAGAGAUUAUAAAUCAGGAUGGUCUCAGAAGAGGAGGAAUCUCCCAACUAUCACCUGACAGCCAGCAUAGUUCCCAUCCUCAUUUUGCAUCUAGGAGGCUUCCCUUCAUCAUUCGCCUUGAGCACUCAGAGAAGCAUUACUUUGAGAAGACUUGCUGGAACAUUGUGGAACCCUGCCUCCAAUAUCUGCUCCUUGAGAGAAUUUGGAUUAGCCAGGACAUCAUCAUUAGUGGUGAUCUAACUUUUUAUUUUAUAUCAUUUAAGGAGUCUGGAGGGUUGCCCAGUACUCCAAAGAUAAACAGGAACCUUCCAAAGUUAGAAAGAAAUGCAUUCCUUUCCAACGCUGGAGUUUUCAUUUAAAACAUAUAUAUAUAUAUAUAUAUAUGUGUUUAAUGAUAGAGUGUAACAGUAGUAAAGCCAUCAUAAAGAAGGUUUUUACCAAUACUUUAUAUUUCAAAUGUAUUAUUGUAGAACACCGCAAAAUAUGUUGGCUCUGUAUAAAUUCUGAUAAUAUUAUAUGUGUAUUAACUGUAAUGUGCGGUAUCUGCAUAGGAGAGCGUACAAGCUCAGUUACAUUUUCAUACGUCUUGUUGUGUGAACUCAUUAUUUCCUACUUGUCUAUUGAUAUUCACAGAGAGAUGUAAAUGCUUCUGUUAACACCAUUGAAGAUUCCAGAAUCAAUACGAAAUUUCUGAAUGCUGUUUAUGAUGCUUUAUUAAACACUGUAAGUGUAUUUUAUAAAAAAAACAAUGGUGCUGUAUUGCAUAUAUGUGAAUCUGUAUUCUUCUCUAUAUUUUAAAUAAGGUACAUUAAUAUGCAUUACUCACCUGUUUAAUGUGUUGUAGAAACAAUAGAAAUGUCACAUAUAUAUAUAUAUAGUUACACCAGCACAAUUAAAAGGAUAGACAGCUGAUACAAUUUCUAUAUAGUAUUUAAUAUGAAAGACUAGGCAGGCACUACAUAAAGCAUUUAAGGAAUACUCCAAGUACCAUAACUAUAUACCAGGAGUGCCCUGGUGCCCACCCAUCAGAUGGAGUUAAACGGUUUGACUUCAUAAAAUCUGAUGAGCGAACACUCCGCGCCUCCACUACUAUGCUUAGCGAACUGGAAGAUUCUGAUUACAUUGUUUAACCCCUUAAGGACCAAACUUCUGGAAUAAAAGGGAAUCAUGACAUGUGACACAUGUCAUGUGUCCUUAAGGGGUUAAGAUACUUUUAUGGCUCCAUGUGAUUGUAGCGGAGAUUGAGAAUGGCGAUUGGCAUCAGAUAAGAAGUCAAAUUGUGGGAGCCGCCAGGACACUCCUGGCACUAGAACCACUACUUGGUGCUUGGAGUGAUCCUUUAACAGAUUGCCAUGCAUCAAAUCUAUUGCAUUUGCAAACAAAGAGACACAGAGUUGGAGCAACAUGCACAAGGGAGUUUAUUUAGUAAAUUGCAAAUUCAAGUAGGGUGUUAUAGUUAACAUUCUUGACUUGAAACCAGAAAACUACAAUCCAUAUUUUAACAAAUAAACCACGUUGCCCGUGUUUCUCAAAAUUGGGGUUUGAUUUGAUCCAUUGAUGGCACUUGCUAGUUGCUAAUGCAUAUUUUCUUUUAAUGUUACAUUUUAUUGCAUUUACUAAUACAAUGUGUUUGUGUAGUAAAACAGUUUGUCUGAAUUGGUUUUGUGAAACAAAUCAUUCUAUCACUAUUCAAACAAUCCAAAUUGACAUAUGUAAGAAAAUUUGUUUCUCCACAUCAGAUAAAUCAGACUAACAUUUUAUUCAUAUAUUUGGACAUGUCUUAUGAGCAGUAGCGCCAGUAAAAGAGAUGUUUCUCAGCCUUUGAGCAUCAGCAGAGAAUUUGAAUAUGCAUAGAAUCCACUGCUCUUUAGUUCAGUUGAGAUACACCAGUAACUUGAUAAGGACAGGCAUAGUCUCAAAGCCAAAACAAACAUCCGAUUACCCUCUAAGUUAAAAUCCAUAUUUAUUAAUCCAUAUUUGAAGUCAUAUAUUAUGAUAUGAGACAUUUUACACUACCGUAGGGUACUUAAUAAUCAAUAAUCACUGCUUUUGAGUAAGCACUCUACCGGGGUGUAAAAUGUGCCAAACCAACUUUAAAAAAUAAAUAAAUACUAGGAAAUCCAUUUAAAUUAAAGGGACACUAUAGUCACCAGUGCAACUACAUGUAUUACUGACCCUAUAGUGUUAAUACGACCAUCUAGCCCCCCCUGGGCCCCUCAUACCUCCAUAAAUAUAGUAAAAUUAUUACUGUAUUCAAGCCAGAAGCUGUAAAUAUGCAUGCUGUUAGACUCAGGAAAAACAAGCAGUCUGCUGACAUGUUUUUUCUUCAAGCCAAUCAAGCCAAUUGUUUACAUAGUUUUGUUUUGUUUCAGGCUCAAGAUAUCCAAAAAACCGUACUUAAAGGAAUUAUUAACAGUCUCUUAAGAGAAUGGAAAGGGUAAGUGUAGUAUUAUUUAAUUAAAAGGAUUGAUUUGUGUAAUAUAAAAUAUACAAAAUGGUUAAGCUUCUAUAAGGGGGAAAUAAUGCUAACUUGAUGUUCUGGAGACAUUUAUAAACGUCUAAACCACUCAACUUUCGUUGUUGCCGUCUAUUGUAAAAUUAAAAAAUGAACACAACAUGUAAACUGUUUUCAUGAUUAUUUGGUUUGUGACAUUACUUUAGUUUAACUUCGGAGGCCAAAAGGUAGACCCCAGAACUACAUCUCCUGUGGUGCUUUGCCAACCUUAAUAAAUGACAAAACUUACUGUGAGAGUUUGACUGCAGGUGAUCUAUCAGCUCAUCAACACGGUGAAGCAAAGUUACUUUUUUACUAUAUUUUUAUGCAAGAAAAUAAAUCUGUUAUAGUAUUUUGUGAUUGCAGUCAAACACAUAGUUGUGUUUUGGAUAUAUGUCUGUUUGUAAAAGGGAAGCAUUAAUGUUUUCCCCUCUUCUCCUAAUACUCAUGUGAUGAAUGUCCAUUAGGUUUCCAAAAUGUUAACAAGGGUAUUCAGUAGCCCAGAAAGUUUAAAGAAUUCAGGUGAGAUUUGCUAAAUAAAGCCAGAACAGCUGAACUGGGAAAAGGGGGCAUCUUUUCCUCCCUCCUCCCAACACACACUUUAUUAUGGCCUAAAAUGUGCAAUUUCCAUGUCCGUUCUCCACUGUUCAUGAUAUACGUAAUAACCAUGUGAGCUUACAGGUCACCCAGCUCAAUUAAUCCCUGUAAAAUUUAAAUGUAAAAUCUUCAUAUAUAACAUGUUAAGCUGACUCAACUCAAUAGGUGGAUUAUAUAUUAUUAAAUAUAUUUAUUUUCUAACUGUCUUUUAUCUAGACCCAGAACAAAAGAUGACCUCAGAGCCUACUUUAUCUUAACACAGGUAACACAAUUUGUGGGUUUGGUUUUUGUCUGCUAACCUGAAUAUAUGUUUGAAGAAAAUUGUCUAUUAUUUCAUUACUUUAUAAAAUGCAUAAUGUGAACUUGGUAUUAAUGGUUAUUGUGGGGUUCUCUACACAUCAUAAAUGCUGAAUAUUGCUAUUUUCUGAACCCUGAGAUGGCUUUACUUUCUCUUAUGUACUUUUAACUGUUUUGCAUUUUUAAUACAUGAUUACAAUGAUAUAUAAAAAGACCGUUUUGCUCUAAUUUUCCCUCAUACUGAAGAAAAGGGCAUUUGACUGCUGAAGUGCAAGGUAUGCACUCCGAAAGGGGGUGAAUUCUCCAUUUACCAGAUAGAAAUCACGAUAUGGUUUGCACAUGGAACAUGAAAAAAAAAACAUUACAGCAACAUACCAAUACAGUCUCAUAACAUACCACAGCAUAAAGCAUUGCAACAAAAAAAUAAAACAAAUAUAAAUACAUACAUUUUGGGGUUAUGCAUGUUUUGAAAAGUGGUCUAAAGUAUUAAAAGUGGUACAGUCACCAUGGAGACUAAUGGACAUAUUAGGCACUUUGCAUUGGUGCCAUUUCCAUGUCUGCAUAAUUUUUUCCAAUAGACAUUUUUUUUUAAAAAUACAUACUCCCCUUUAUUUGUUGUAGUUUGUAAUCAGUGCCCAGUUAAAUUAACUUAUUAAAAGGAAUAUAUAGGUUACAAAAUGCAUAUUUUUAAUUUGAACAAUUCCUUUAACAAGAAUAUACAUAUUAGUCCUUCAAAAUUCCCUUCCCAACUGCCUAUUCCUAUAUUUUCUUAGCUGUCCAGAUGAGGCCUACAGGCCCUAAAGAAUCCUUCUUUCUAUCUACUGCAAUUGAAUUAAUUCUUCAAUUUUCUUGUGAGAUACUUUUCUCACACAGGAGGCUGCUGGCAGUGGACAUGCUGUUAGCAUGAACUGGCAAUUAACAGUUGUGAACACUUCCUUUAAAGCAGAGAAAUAAAAAGAACACCAUUGCAAUUCCUAAAGUAAACACUCUGGUACAACCUUGAUAUAUCUUUUCAGGAAGUAUGUAGAGAGGCUGUAUGAUUAAUAUCUUGCGGAGAUGUGGCUAAUAGUGAUUUAUUAUGCUAUACAUACGUCACACUUACACAUUUAAUAAAGCUAACAGAUCAUGCAAUUAUAUAUAUUUUAUUUACAAAAUAUAUACAUUUAUAUUAAUUCAGCUUUUUUUCCUUUCUUAGAAUCCACAAUUCAGCAGUACGACAACCUAUGUUAUUUAUGCUCAUUUACUCAGGCAGAUCGCUACGCUUACCGAUACAGAUCACCAUUUACUAAUUCACUGGUUUAAAAAGUAAGAAUAACUCUUUAACCUUGACACAGUUAAUGGCUUUAAUUUAUUAUUAUUAUUGUCAUUUAUAUAGUGCCAACAGAUUCCGUAGUGCUUUACAAUAUUAUAAGAGGGGGGAUUUAACUAUAAAUAGGACAAUCACAAGAAAACUUACAGGAACGAUAGGUAGUUGAGGACCCUGCUCAAACGAGCUUACAGUCUAUAGGAGGUGGGGUUUAAAACACAAUAGGACCAGAAAUAGCAAUCAAAUAAGAUGGGAGUGAAUCAGACCUGGAGGAGUGAGUAGAGUGCCUUCCUUUAGGAGACAGCAGGAGACAGGUAUGUGAGGUAGAGGUUACUCUGGAAGGCCAUAAGUUUCCUAAAAUGAUGAGUUUUAAGGCACUUCUUAAAUGAUUGAAGACUAGGGGAGAGUCUGAUGGAGAAAGGCAGGCUAUUCCACAGGAGGGGAGCCACCCACAAGAAGUCCUGCAAGUGCGAUUUGGCUGUACAUGUGCAAGCAGCGGACAGGAGAAAGUCACAGGCAGAGUGGAGAGAUGGAAAAGGGGCAUACCUACAGAUCUGUGAAGAGAUAUAAUAGGGGCUAGAAUUGGUCAAUGCUUUAUAGGUAUGGGUUAGCACUUUGAAUUGACUCCUGUAUGAUACAGAAAGCAGAUGUAAGGACUGACAGAGGGGUGAGGUGUGAGAGGACUGUCAUUACAGACUGUGGCUGGGCAAUACGGUUUUUGGGAAGACCAGUUAGGACAAUGUUACAAUAAUCCAUGCAGGAAAUUACUAGAGCAUAGACAAGCUCCUUAGUAGCAUCUUGCGUAAGAAAGAGGCAGAUGCGGGCUGUGUUUUUAUGAUGGAAUCUACAGGACUUGGUAACUGGAUGUGAGACUCAAAGGUGAGGCCAGAAUCAAGUAUGACACCAAGACGCGCUUGCAAGGAUGGACUGAUGUGGGUACCACUCACUUGAAGGGAGAGCAAAAGAGGAGGAUCAGUAUUAGGAGGAGGAAAGACAAGGAGCUCAAUUUUAGAGAGAUUGAGUUUCAGAAAGCAGGAAGACAUCCAGUCAGAGACUGAAGAAAGUCCAGCAGUGACACGUUUUAGGACGGCAGGGGAGAGUUCCGGAGAGGAGAGAGAUAUCUGGGUGUCAUCGGUGUACAGGUGGUAGUGGAAUCUAAAUGAGGUAAUACGUUUGCCAAGAGAGGCAGUAUAAAGAAAAAAUAUAAGGGGACCAAGGACAAAGCAUUGGAGGACUCCAACUAAGACAGGACGAAGGGAGGAGGUAUCAUUAGAAAAGGAGACACUGAAUGAGCGCUGGGAGAAAUAAGCGGAAAACCACGAAAGGACAGAGUCACAGAGACAGAGUGAUUGAAGAGUUUGAGGGAGUAGAGAAAGCUCAACGGUGUCAAAGGCAGCAGAGAGGUCAAGAAGAAUUAGUAUGGCGUAGUGGCCUUUGGAUUUAGCUGCGAUUAGGUCAUUAGUAACUUUGAUAAGAGCAGUCUCAGUAGAGUGGAGGGGGCGAAAGCCAGAUUGAAGAGGGUCAAGCAGAGAGUUGGAAUUGAGGAAGUGAGGCAUACUGGUCAAGACAAGUCUUUUUCCAGAAGCUUUGAGGAAAAAGGAAGCAGAGAUAUAGGAUGAUAGAGGGGGAGUACGGGUUGAGAGAGAUUUUUUUCAGGAUGGGUACUACAGUGACAUGUUUAAGGCCAGCAGGGACAAUGCUAAAAGAGAGUGAGAAGUUGAAGAUGAGUGUUAAGGAAGGCACAAGACAAGGGGAGAGAGAUCUGAUAAGGUGAGAUGGGACAGGAUCAAGCGGGCAAGUGAUAGGGUGAGAGGAAAGGAAAAGCGCAGCCACCUCUUGUUCAGUAGGUGGGGAGAAAGUCAGAAGGGUAGGAAAGAAACAUAGAAACAUAGAAUGUGACGGCAGAUAAGAACCAUUCGGCCCAUCUAGUCUGCCCAAUAAAAGGCAUGAUCUACGUGUAAAAUCAAACAAGAAGUGGAGCAAUAUUUGAAAGAGAUGCCCCACCACCCUCAGUGAUACAGAUUAUUGUAAAUUAAGUUACCAGUCGGUGGUGGCACCCAAUACAGAGAUCAUAUAAUCCAAAUAGAAGAAACACUAUUAUCAAUAUAUUUUUUUUGUAUCUACGUUUGGUUGAGAAAGAGAAAGGCAGGGUGGGGAGAAUUCUUUCCUUGGCUGUUCAAUCUUGUCGGUAAAGUAGCAUGCAAAGCUAUCGGCUGUAAGGUUAGUUUGAGGAGUGGCCACAGCAGGGCGAAGAAGAGAGUUAAAGGUGUCAAACAGACACCUGGUAUUGCGGGAGCAUGAACUAAUGAGAGAGGAAAAGUAUGACUGUUUGUUUGGUUUCUCAAACCCCCUUUACGUUUAAAUUGUAAUUGAUAAAAGCUUUGGGAAACCGAUUGGUAAGAGAGGUUUGGUAAUCUGGGCUAUACUUCUAAAUGCAGGGUGGCGCUAUGAAUACCUAUUCAUAUCUAUUCAUAACAGCAGCCUGCAUUUACAAGUAUAGCCCAUAUGCCCAAACCUCUCUUACCAAAGUUGUUUCCUAAAGCUUUUGUGUAACGGAUCCUUUGUUCUCUUGCCGUUUGCCACAUAGAGAAUCAGAGGGUGAGAGUUCUGUUCUGCCCCUAGCAUCAUCACGGCCAUGGAAUAAGUAAACUGCAAAGCUGAAAUAUGUUAAAUGCAUUGAGCAGUACGAUCGAAAAUGCAACUGUUCUUGGUCCCUAGUUCUGCAUAUAUUUCUAACCCCUCGGUUACAUGUAACAAGCUUAAUGUUUAAAUUGGUAUGUCAUGAUCCAAUAGUUAUUUUUAACUGAUAGCUGCUGUUGACAAAGGUGAAAAUGUAUUGCAACAUUAAUCACAAGGUCAACAACAACAGAACUUUACAGCCCUUGUAGUGUUAUCUCCUGUCCCUUAUUGUGUGCCUAUUUUGCAAUAUACAAAGUUUCUCUCUCCAACGCCCCAGUUAUACUCCCAUAUUUCCAGUCUGUAGUUUGGCUCAGAGACGAACCUGAUAAGUGUCACGUUGGACGCAUGUGGUGUAAACAAGAGCCACACAUACACAUACCCAUACUUGCCAGUAAUCCGCACUUCACUUACUAUAGUAACAGCCGUUUAAGUGUUCAGAGCAGUGUAAUUUGUUGGCGAAAUAUAACUGAGCCAAUUUCAAAACAAUGCUACAAUAAUUGUAAAUCACUGUAAGCUGUCCCUUCUUGUUUGUAGUUAAUAUGGCAUAUUAGUCACUUCAGUACAAUGACAAUCUUAGCCAGUAAUAAAUGUAUUACUUGUAUACUUUCUCCAACUCAUUUUGCAUUCUCAGAGCGUUUCAUAUCUGUAUAAAGUCCUUGAACGAUAAUUUGUUAAGAUUACAUUGGCUUUUAUUGAUUCUUAAAUGCAUUGUGUACUUAGGUUACAGAUAGCCAUGUUUGUGUUUAUUUAGUUAUUUAUUUAUUUAUUUAUUAUUAGUGUCUGGUUUGUUGUGGGAAAAAAAUUUAGUUUUGCUUCUGAAGCCCAUCAUUUCAGCCCCUUCCUUCCAACUUUUUUUUAAAGUUUUUGCUCAAAAAUAUUGCCUCAUUUGCUGUCAAGGCAGUUUUUGGGGAACUGAGAAUCCCCAAAUCUCUGCCUAGAUCAGAGGUUAGCUAUUUAGAUAUGCUCAGCAGUGUUACAGAAAGAGGAGUGAUUCAUUGUGUGUGAGUAGAGUUGAACAAUCAAUCCCUUUCAUAUUUCAUUAUUAUAAUCAAGGACCUAUUGGAAAAUAUAUUUUUGUAUUUGGUCACUAGCAUUAUCUAUUGGUUAUACGUUUAUUUUUCUUUCUCUUUUUUUUAUUUUUUAUUUCUCUCAAUACCCACACUCCAUGGUAAUUACAUUAGAUUAUUUUGCUUAUUUAUUUGUAAUUUUUUUGAACCUUGAAAGGGGGCGUUUUUUACUGGUUGAGGAUGAUAUUUAGAACAUUUAUUCCUUUUCCUCUCUCCCUAUCCCUUGGGAUUUGAAAACAAGUUUUUCUUUUUCUUUUUUCUAUAAAUACAACUAGAAAGAUGAGUGAGACUGACUUAGCAAGAGCUCAUUGAAAAAGCUAAAUAAAUAAAAUAAAAAAUUAUACUUAAAAAUAUAUAUAUAGUUUGUCAUCAUCAGCCUAAAGAUUGUAGAACCAGUACAUUUGGCGUGUUUAACAUUAACUUUCACAUUUUUACCAUGUAAAGCCUCCCAUACAGAGAGCCAGUAAAGUGUUAAAUAAAAUACGGGAUGUCUUGUGAAUAAAGCAUAUUCUCUUUUAUAAGGAUGGCACAGAAGAGGUUCAAGCAGUUGGUUGACAGACUUCUGCAGUUUAUCUCUUUACGGCUGUUUCCUGCAAAACCUGAAGACUUUCCACCUUUGGCAAAAUGCACUUGGUGGAUUCCAUCAGCAACCAAAGUUCUAGCAUUACUAAGUACGUUUCACAUAACACAAUGAGUUUUUGUCUUUCGUUUAGCAACACAAAGAGUUGAUGCUGUACAAAAUAUUCAAGGUUACAAAUUAAAUCAGAUCCGAAUACUGGAAAAUUAACUGCGAAUAUUUGAAACUUUAUUUUGUAUGCCUGAUGAUCUAUGUGACGUGACUUAUACAGAAUUGGUUCAAAAGAAAACACUUAGGUGACAUCCAUAGGAACACUCUAAGCACCGUUAUCACCACGUUUCUGUUGUGGUUAUGGUGCCACAAGUCACCUAAAGCAGUUCCUACAGUAAGAAGUUAAACCAUUAUUAAAUGGUUUAAUACUUGUCUGAGUGCCACAGGCACAGAGUGUUCCUUUCCUAUCUUAUGUGAUAUAGCAAAUAUGGACGUUCCCAUUCUUUUUCAGCAAUGUCCCUAUAAGGACAUCCUUUACUGGCUGCGAGUGUCACAGAAGAAUGUAAGGAGUGCAGACUCCAGCGAGAACCAAUUGCAUAUCAAACUGUUCAAGAACAGCACACAACAGUGGUUAUGGUGCUUAGAGUGUCACUUUAAUGAUGAAUAAGCCAGUCUUUCUCUAUCUAUCUCUCAUGUAAAUCCAACCCAUAUCAGCAUCUGGCAUCUAUUUGCUUCAAUCAACAGCAAUGUUGCCUCUGGUCAUAAUGUAGUCAUCGAGCGUUCUCAGGAUGUCACGUUAAAAAUAUUUUUCUCACCACUCCCUCUGGUAAAAGGCCUUUACGCUUUUGGCCAAUUAGUAGAGAUUUAAGCUUUUUUUCUACUUCAUCUAUAUUGAAAAUGGAAGUGUUAUCCUGUUCACCAGAGCAACGAUAAUGCACAGAUACUUUUUAAAAUAUCAUAAAUAUGAUCAAGCCUCGACAAUUAUUGCUGAGGCGUAGUUCUAUACAUUCCUAAAUCACACGAGUUGAACUAAGUAGAUCAUGCAUACAACAAGUUUUUUGUUUGAGUGCAUACUAUUAUCAAAAUGAAUUCAUAUUUUCUCCUUAUAUGUUAGAUGGAAUAUAAGGACAUUUUUCAAACACACACACUCUCUCUCUCUCUCUCUCUCUCUCUCUCUCUCUCUCUCUCUCUCUCUCUCUCUCUCUCUAUAUAUAUAUAUAUAUAUAUAUAUAUAUAUAUAUAUAUAAUUUUUUUUUUUUCUUAUUCAUAUCCUUUUUUUUUUUUUGCACACUAACAUAAUGGAUGUGUGCCAAUGCAAAACUUAAAAAUAUAUAUUAUAAAACAUCAAUGGUGCUUUGGUGUGCCUAUGUAUGGUCCAGGGCCUGUCUGAGCUGAGCAAAUAUGCCUAAUCUCCUAAUACAAUAUGUUUAAGGCAGAAUGCAAGUAGUGCUGUGAACUAUGGGGAGAUUUAAAAUUCCUAAAAACAAGAAGUGAGCCCUCACCUUUAUCUAUGCAUAAUUAUAGACAAAAUGCUGUUUUAUUUACCCCUAAAUUUUCUUUUGUACAAAGCUUCUAACAUUUGGAUUUAAAGAAACACUUCAAGUACUAUGCUGUUAUUGUGUGGCACCUUCCUGGAAUUAUACAUGCUGAACUUUUGAACGAUUUCACUUUUAGUAUAUUUACUUUACUACCUAAGCAGAGAUUCAGAAUCCUGUUAUUUCUCUAAAAUGUUCUUGAUAUACUUCCAUACACAGUUGGUAGUAUAAAUAUUUGGUUGGAUAAAUACAUAAUGUCUCACCGUAUCUUCACAGAUGCUGCAAACACUCUCUGUAAUCCACCUUUAAUUGCUUACACGGAUUUCUACAAUUCCACUUUGGAUCAUAUUGAUCUCAUGGAAGAAUAUCAAACCUGGCAAUUUUAUGGAAACUCUCACAGGUUGGAUUUAUUUACUUUGUGUGAAUAUUUGUGUCUAUGGAUCAUAUGUAUAGAUCAAUUCUGGCCCAAAAGUAAAGCGCAAUCGCCAUGGAUACGAAAUUAAUAUUUACAAAUAGCGCCAUACAUGCCAAAAUAAUAAAAUUGUAGCAGGUAAAAUUAAAGAGACUGUGUUAUUUUAUUCUGUCCUAAUAUAUCAUAAAAUAGCAUAACAGAAAUUCCCUACUCAGUCUUCAAGGCAUACCAGCAGUCCAGGUUUUGUCUGUGUCCUCAUUGGAACAAAAUUGUGAAAUGUCUAAAUUCUAGAUAUGCUAUGUGAGUGAUGCCCAGGAUUCUAAUCCAAACUUUACUGGUCCAUGGCUGGACCUGAAACAAUCAGGCUCAACAUUUUGGUAAAACAAAUAAGUGACAUUUGCAGUGUAGCGUUUGGUUAAAGAUUGUGUCUCCAAGACACUUCCAGGGUGCAAGGCAAAAUAUUCAAAUGAGUAUUGCAAUUUCAGAUUUCCAGCUCCCAUUUCUGUAGGGUCAGUUAACAAUAGACUGCUUUAGCCUAAUGCCUAGUUGCAUGCAGCUAUACUUCUGUUCUUUUUGGAGUAUCAAGAUAUAUAUUACUAUAUGUAAUCAGACAAACCUCUCCACUCACCACACUGUAUGUAAGUGCAUUGGCCACAAGGUGGCAUCAUAUGACAAAUGAACGGAUUGCUGGGUUCUCAGGAAAUGACUUUCAGAUUGAAUGUUUUUUAAACAUUCUGUGUUUAUUGAGUUUUGUAAUCAAAAGGUAGCAUUGCAGAAAGGAAACUGUUAUUAGGCAGAUCAUUUAUAGCGUUCAACCGUUCAGAUUUAAUGUUUUAUGAUCUCUUGUGUGGCAUUAACUGAAAACCAUGCACAUUUUAAGAAUUCAGCUUAUCGUUUAAGCAAAUUCCAUUUUUGGGGGGGAAUUUCGGUGCAAUAUAAGCUAGUAUUAGUUACAAAAUACAUUUUGAAAAAAAUUGCGUAACCUAUAUAUUUAGGACAAUGCCACGUUUCAUAUCUUGAUACUGAAUAAUCAUCUAAAAAAUAAUAUCACAUAAAAUAAUUCCUAAAAAAACAACAAAACCAUCAAAAAUUGUAGCAGUAGUUCGGUUCAUCCAGAUAUUAGAGAAGUGCUGGCAAACUUUUCACUCUACGUUUCCCAUGAUGCUUAAUAAUUGUGAUUCUUAAUUAUUAGAUUCACUUCAUAUUUAGUUAUAUAAAUGGGUGCAAUCUUGUAUACAGAUUUAGAUUAUUUCUUUUUCUUACUUGUAGAUUCUCAUUUUGUCAGUUUCCCUUCAUCAUAUCCAUUGCUGCAAAAAAAGUAAUCAUUCAAAAGGAUUCAGAACAGCAGAUGAUCAGCAUUGCACGGGUGAGAAAAAAUGAUACAGUAGAAGGACUUUUGCAGGUGUAUCAGCCAUCGGAGGGAGUCUUGCAAAUAGAGUAUCUUGUAUGGUACACAUUAGUAGUGAGAGAAGGGUCAGCUUGACCGAAUUGCAGUUUUGUUUGUUUGUUCCCUAAAAUAUUUACUAAACAUCUACUGGGAAACAUCUGGUACAAGGUUAUUUGCGCAAAAAAAAAGUUAGUAAUAAGAUAAAUUUGAAUACUGUCUUUAUAUAAAUGAGUAAACAGCUUUGAAGAAUUAAACAAGAACAUGGAUGCAGAGUACAAAAUGGCGGCUUGGUGAAAAAUGUAUGCAACACUGGACGGAAAUAAAUCUUAUGACAUUGCAGAAGCUUAUUAAAACAAUGCCACAGCGAAUGUGUGCCGUAAUCAAAGCUAAAGGCCGUCCAAGGAAGCACAAACUGUCUUUUGGCCAGACAGUUUUGUGUGGGGGUGUGUGUGUGUGUGUGUGUGUGUGUAUAUGUAUAUAUACACACACACACCCACACACAGAGAUCUAAAAUAUUUUCUGCAGCACGUUUCAAAUAUAGUGUGUGUGUAUGUGUGUGUGGAUGUGUAUAUAUACAUACACACACUCACUAUACGUUUGUAGGUGUAUAACAGUCUAAAUUAUAUUUUAAAGGGUUUCUCCAAGCACCAUCACCACUUCAGUGACUUGAAGUGGUCAUGGUGCAUGCAGUCUGUAUUUCCAGUGUUUUACUUCGAAAUGCUGCACAUACAGAGAAUAACCUCUUAGCUGCCGAAGGUGUAACUCCAACUCUAGUGGCGUCAUAGGUUUGUCACCAACCAGCCCGGAACUAGAGUUGAAAAAUGAUUUGCUCUAUUUAUUAAAUACAUUUUCAUCCUUACAGCAAAGCCUUGUGGAUAAAGUGUCUCGAAGGCAAAAACCCGACAUGAAUAUGUUAUUUCUCAACAUUAAAGUCCGAAGGCUGCAGUUGGUCAGCGAUUCGCUUGAUGAGGUAAACAUACACAAUAGAGAGUCUUAUCUAUAAAUUGCUAGGAGCAAUAACUCCAUUUUAGGGCAUGAUCCCUUAAACAAAUGGCUAAUUCCAGUGUUUGCAGCCUAUCACUGCUGUCCACUGUGCUCGUUAUGUUCUCUAGUGUGUAGUGAUGCUUUCUCUUGUUUAAUGUCAGAUCACGUAGGAAUUAAUUGAGCUGCUUUUAAUUUACAAAAUGUCUGUAGCUUCCUUAACUGUUUGUAGCCAGACUACAAAAGGUAGUGAAAUCCUUAUGUCUAAUUCUAAUGCAGGUUGCUUUGUAGUUCUGAUCACUCAGUGCUCAGGAAUUUAAUGCCCGUUGAUAGCAUAGACCAUCAUGCACUAAAGGUACCAGCAGGGGUUAAAUAUUUGCUGGUACAAAGGAACCUCAGGUAUCGGUCAGUUGAGGCCACAGCUGAGGAAUGCACUUUCUAUAGAUAUAUGCUUUUGUGUAGCAGAUUUGGAUUCUGUGACUACUAUUAAAAUUGUAAUCUCAGAAUGCCAAAUUUAGCAAGGUUUUAGUUUUAAAACUGUAAUUCACUACAUGCAAUAUUUUUUUUUUUUAUAUCGUCUAAAACUUUAUUGAAAUCCUAGACUUAUUAGGAGUUUUAACAAUCCGGAAUAAUUGGUGAAUCAAUUUCGAGUUAGUCUUCUUUAAUUGCACUUGGUGUGUAUAAAUUAUUAAAUGUAAAACUAAGAAUAUUUUUUUUCUAAUUUGUCUUCUAUUUUUAAUACUCUAUUUUUAAUAUUUUUAGUUAUUCCGAUUUAAUAUUACCAUAUGUAUACAAAUAGGGUAUAAAAAAAAAAAAAGCCCUGUAUCUCCUUUAAAACAAUGAUGUGUAUAUAUAAUCUGUUUGGGUGAACCUAAACAGAAAAAUGGAAAUUGUGGUAGAAUGAAUGCAUGUCAAAAGUGCCAUAAAUGCCUUGGUCACAGACAUGUUACAUAUGCCUUGGUCCUUCAGGGGGUUACAAUUACCUAGAGUUAUUGUUAGAAUUAGUGAAUAAUUUAUGUUUAAGAUUAUACCCAAUGCUUUAAUGACAUUUUACUCAUUUUCACCUUAAUUCUGAGUUUUACAGAUCACCCCAUUUAUCACUGUAAAGCUUGUCAUUUUUAUAAAACUCUGCUAAUCUUUAACACUUGUUAAUUGACAUGGUGUUUAUUUCUUCAGCUUACAAGGAAAAGAACAGAUUUGAAAAAAAAGUUGAAGGUGACAUUCGUAGGUGAAGCUGGUCUUGACAUGGGGGGUCUGACAAAGGAAUGGUUUCUUCUCCUAAUCAGACAAAUUUUCCAUCCGGACUACGGUGAGUCUAGAGUAACUUUACAGGGAAUAUUUCUAUAGCCAAGCUGCAUAAAAGAGGAAUAUAUUAUAUUUCUUUUAAUGGUCGCGUCAGUGCAAUCUAAAGACUUAGGCCCUGAUUUAAUUAAUUUUGGACAAGUUGUUCUAUUGAUUUAGUAUUUUUCAAUAAAGUUUUAACAUUAUUUUUUCCAAAUAUUAAAAAAAACUUAAAUUUUGAAAAAAAAAUAUUUUAAAACUGUAUCCAAAAUUAUGUAAUACAUUUGAAAAGCUCAUCUUAAAAAUAUUGAAUUGUGGCUUUAAUGUGUAGGGCCAGAUACCAAAGUUCCCACUAAGAAAGAGAGUGUUAGAACUGAAACGGUUAUGAAGGGAAUCAUAAAAAAACCUGCUGUUCCUACAUAAACUGGCAAGUGUUGACUUCUUAAAUGUUCCUUUUCUGUUUCAGAGCAUGGCCAUUCAUAAAGACAUGCUUAAAGGGAACACCGCUAAAACCCGAUCACAAUAUUUAUUAACAUAGGAUUAUUUUAGAUUCGGAUUGCAUUUUACAUCCACAGUUAAGGUCCUUUCUUGGCCUCCAGUGUAUACAUAUGAUCUCACAUCAUCUAGAAUACAAUGUAAAACAACCUAAAUUUUCUAAACAAUUCCAAUAAAUGUCCACUGAACAACAGAUUUAUUUCUGCAGUCCUGGAAGCCUUGCAUUUUAUAUUUACAAAUGGCUACUACUGAUGCAUCCUGUAUGAUAAUUACACCACUAGACAGUAUAAGUACCAUUUUUAUUAAGUGUACUUUUCUUUAACAGGUAUGUUUACGUACCACAAGGACUCAAACUUCCAUUGGUUUAGCAGCUUUAAAUGUGACAACUAUUCAGAGUUUCGGCUGGUUGGAACUGUAUCCUUUUACAUUGCCUGAAAACGUGUAAUCGCUCAUAUGCUGUUGCUAUAUAACUUGUAUAGGAACCAUGAAUUCAACAUCAUAUUUUUAGAGAAAUAAAUAAAGUAGUCUUUGUGGUUGCUCCGUAUAUUGUAUUGCAAAACAUAACUGUUUAUACUUAACAUUCCAAGUUGAUGGGGCUUGCUGUAUACAAUAGCAUCACGUUGGACAUUCGCUUCCCACCAUGCUGUUAUAAGAAGCUGUUGAGCCCACCAAUCGUUCCUUGUGACCAGAACAUCCCUGUAGGAAUUGGAUCUGUCACUUUAGACGAUCUCUAUCAGAUCAUGCCUGUGAGUAUUAGCUCUAUUUUAUCUCCACUAUGAUGAGUGACUUGAGAGCACUGCAAUUGGUCCAAAUAGAGUAGGUGAAUUAACAUUUAUGCCAAAUGUUUUUAUUGGACUAAACAAAUUUUGGCAUGGUAAGCAUUUGGGAGAUCCUCCAUUUUAUCAAGUGCUUCAAGUUCAUGAUUUCCAAAAUGUUUGUAAUUUCAAAAAUUCUGUUAGUCCAAUAGAAAAGGCAUUUAAAGGUACAGUGGUUAUUUAAUAUGUUGUUAUCUGCAUCACUAGACUUAUAAAGCUACUAUUUUGUCUAGUCUUUACAAAAAUAAGAGCCUUGGUAGCGUUAACGUAUGCACCUUCAUGUUGACUAUCUGGACAACUCAUUUAUCUCGCUUAUCUCAUUAUCACACAUAUCGAGGCCCAUUCAGUGGAAAGAAAGACAGACACAUUAUGUAGGACAACAUGGCAACUACGCACAGGACUGUUUAGGCUGUGUGUAUGAAUGUACCUAAACAUGGGUAACAGGUAAAUGGUUCAAUACCAAAUUCCACUGCAGAGUUUUUAAGUGGCACUUACAGGGUUAUUCAUUCAAAUUUUAGGCUAAACUGGGGGGUGAGGUGAGGGGGAUUUACAUAGCAUAGGCUCCAACUUUAACAAAAUAGAUACUUUUCAGUUUCUUUAAUCUUUUGGUCUUGCAUUAUUCACAGGUUGUUUUUGUUGUUUUGCUGCUGCCGUUUGGGUUAGAAUGAAACUUUGUUAUAGUGAGCAUCUUACUUUCUUUUUAUUUUACACUCACAACUCAUAUCUUACUCAAUUUACUACAUAGAAAGAUAAAGGGUAGCAGAGAGAUACAUUACAAAUGAAAACAAAGGGAAGUGGUGGGAGUUUGACAAUGUAAUCUGUGUUCUAGGUCAAGGUGGCCAUAGUCACCAGAAGCUCUCUACUCUCAAUCAAGCCAAUAACAUAAGAGCUUUAAUGUCCCAGGAAUACUUUAAUGCAAAGAAGUCUGUGGUCUUUUUACAUCUUUAAAUGCAUGUUUACUUCUAUUCUGUAUAGCUCUCAUAUACACCUCUAUUAAAAGUAACAUAAAUUGCGUACGUGUCAAUAGCUUGGGAAUUAAUUUUUCAGUUGUAAAAUUAGCUCCGUGACCUAUCCAUGAUUUAUAAUGUAAUAUUUACUAAAUUGAAUUAUGCUUAACGCCUUCGUUAGGCUGCUUUCAGGCAUUGUGAUCUCAAAUUAGAGGGGCAAAGGUUUAAAAAUAAUAUCAGGAAGUAUUACUUUACUGAGAGGGUAGUGGAUGCAUGGAAUAGCCUUCCAGCUGAAGUGGUAGCGGUUAACACAGUAAAGGAGUUUAAGCAUGCGUGGGAUAGGCAUAAGGCUAUCCUAACUAUAAGAUAAGGCCAGGGAUUAAUGAGAUUAUUUAGAAAAGUGGGCAGACUAGAUGGGCCGAAUGGUUCUUAUCUGCCGUCACAUUCUAUGUUUCUAUGAAACUGCAGUACAUGACUUAGCUCAUUAACUGAAAGCGCUCAAGUAACAGCUGAGAGGCUGCAGUUGGGGAGGCAACUGCUGCCCUAGAGGAGUCAAGGUAAGUUGCCAAACUGUUCUUAAAGAGACUUCUUACUAUGGGAGGCUGGCACCAGUUGUCUGCAGUGGUAAUGGUGUAUGGUGUGUUGUUUUAAGAGAAGUUAUAACAGGGUAACUAUAAGGCCACUUAUAGUAUAAAAAAAUAAUAAAUUUGUAAAUAAAUGUUCACAUCCUAGGAGCUUGCACAUGGACUAAAUGAACUUCUGACUUAUGAAGGCAACGUGGAAGAAGACUUUUAUUCAACUUUUCAGGUCAGUUACCAUCACAUGUUGAAUUAUAUAAAAUAGGUUUUGCUAACCCAAUACAUUUACUUUAAAACCAAAUUUCUUAUUUGUUAUGUAUCAACUGGUUUCUUAGGUAUUUCAAGAAGAAUUUGGGCUGAUUAAAUCAUACAACCUAAAACCAGGAGGUGAUAAAAUUCCAGUGACCAAUCAGAAUAGAAAAGGUAAAGAAUAACCCAUCAUUUAUCUUUUCUCUGCAAUCAUUCAACAUCACGUUUCAUUCCUAAUGGUGUUGUAUUAAUUUAUUGUGACCCAGAAUGCAUUUGUUUUCUUCUUCUAGAAUACGUGCAACUGUAUGUUGACUUCCUCCUCAAUAAAUCAAUCUACAAACAGUUCUCAGCAUUUUACUAUGGUUUCCACAGUGUUUGUUCAUCAAAUGCAUUAAUGGUAAGUUGUUUUGAGGGAGAAAUGUUUAUCCAGUUAAGUACAUAAACGUUGUCUGCUUUUGAACUUUGUAAGGAUACAUAUAGAGAGAUACAUAUAUACUCUAUGCUAAAAUUGUCUCAGAUCCUCAAGAACUCAUUACUCCGGUUGUCAUCCCUCAGUUCAUCUGACCUGAUUCCAUCUGAAUGCACUAACUCCCCUAUUAGUCACCUUAUCAGUUUUGUUGAGGAUAAAUAUAUAUCAUUGUUCAAUUAAACUUUGUUGUCAAUGGUUUGUUAAAUAGUUUACAGUGAUUUUUCUUUAGUCUAACACAAGAAUAGGCAACCUUUGGGAAUCCAGACGUUGUGGACUACAUUUACCUUGAUGCUUUGCCAGCAUUAUGGCUGUAAUAUUAUUUUGGGAGAUGUAGUCUGAAGUGCCAUGGUUUAACAUGAUUUAUCCUGAAAGUAUUAUACGUAACUAUAUAGCAACUCUAUGACUGUAUUAUUAUUUUCAUUCAUUAUAUAAUUUUUAGUCAAUGUAAAAUAUUCAAGAUUAUAUUCUAUAUAAGAAAUCAUUUUUUUUUUUUUUAUAUAUAUAUAUAUAUAUCAUGCACACUCAACCUCCCUCCCUUUUAAAGCGUUUUGUAGUGGUUAUGAUUGUAGACCUGCCUUGGUGCUCAAAUAUUCUACAUAUUCAAGCUAUUUAACAGUUUGACAACAUGUCUGAAGUGGGCCAGGCACCAUUCAUCUUCUUCAUUGAGCCAGAAGAAAGGAACUUCAGUUGGCCUAUAGGGGCAGCUCAUUGGCUUAACACCUCUAACUCUCAACCAAUGAGCAUCACCGGGCUUAACUCAAUGUAGAGAUAUUCUAGCUCUCAAAGAUUAGGUAACUGGUGCCUGGUGGAUCCAAGAUAAGUUGUCAUUGCCUUGCACUAUAGAAACUUGUAGUGAUUAUGGUGCAUUUUCAUUUUUUAUGAAUAUAGCUUCAGCAUAUGAACAUAGAUUGCAUAAGUCUUCCACAAUGCCAGUGUACCCCAUUUAAUACCUGUUUUUAUAAGAUUACACCACCUUCUUGGGGCACCUAUUCUCCUAUAUCUAUUCCAGAAAGCAUGAAUACAACAGAUUAGUAUUGCUUCAGACUGGCAAACUAGACCAGCAUUUCCCAAUUAGUGUUGGAGGUUCCACUGCGAUUUGCCCAUUGGGUGGCCCUAAUACUUUUGGGCCAAGGUUAAUAGCACGGCCGGGCCCCUAUGGUAUCGGAUGCUGGGAGGAAGUGUCAGCCUGUUACUUCCUCCCAGACAUAGACCGCGCCGAGCAGGAUGGAGAGAGGCAGCAGCCAGCAGCACUCCAAGCAAGACACCCUCUUGCAGGAAAAAAAGUAACCUAACAGGAGGGUGACUGCAAUUAGAAAAAAUGUGACUUGUGUGUGUAUGUCUCGGUUUGUCAAGAUGUGCAUCUAUCACCGUGUGUAUUUGAGUGUCAGUGUCUGUGACAAUGUGCCACUCCGAUGCACACUCUCAGAUACACACACUAAUACACAGAUAUACACACAGUGUGUUUAUCGGUCAGUGUAUGUAUCAGAGUGUGAUUGUGAGUGUGUGUCUAUCUUUGUGCCAGUGUGUAUCUCUGUGUAUACCAGUGUGUGUGUAUAUCUUUGUGCCAGGGUAUCUGAGUGUGUAUAUCUGUGUGCGUGUAUAUCUGUGUGUAUCUGUGCAAGUGUAUGUGACCCUAUUUAACGCGUGAUACGGCAAAGGUGCUUGUCCGUGCCGCUCUUCUCUCUCUCCUUGACUACUGUAAUCUGCUUCUCAGUGAUCUUAAGUGUUCCCAAUUUGCCUCGUUACAGUCUAUAAUGAAUGCGACGGCAAGGGUCAUCUUAAUGUCCGCCCACGCCUCCCCCUUUGUCAGACCCUAUAUUGGCUUCCCAUAAGAUAUAGAAACGGUCAUCAAAAUAAAACUCUAAGCCCUCAAUGAAUACUAUCCUAGCAACCUACUUUUCUACACUACCCUUACAUUUUGUGUCACUACAACCCACUCCCUCUAGCAUGUAAGCUCAUUGAGCACGGCCCUCAAUCCCUCUGUUACUGUGUGUCCAACUUGUCUGGUUACAAAUACGUAUCUGUUAGUCCACCCAUUGUACAGUGCUACAGAACUUGGCGCUUUAUAAAUAAUAAUGUGUCAGUGUGUAUAUGAUGGCAUGCAUCAGUGUGUUUCUAUGUAUCUUUUUGUUUGUUAAUGUGGAUGUAUAUCUGUGUAAGUGUGUAUGUGCAUACAUCCCAGCAAUAAAACACAACAUGCAAACACGACAUACAAAGACACCACUGAACUCCAACUCUAAAGUUAUAUACAAACACUCAAAACACAUCCUUCACUCAAACACCAAUUCUACACACAAAUGUAAAUGUGCAUUUAAAAUCCAACAUUACAUCUAAACACACCACUACACGUAAAUGCAAGCAUAACAUACAACCAUUAAAAUGCUAAAAUUAUAUACAAACCCCAACUCUACACACAGAGCCACACCUGCUCCUAAGUACUGCAAUCUGUUUACUACUCUUUAGAAAUUUGAUAAAGAAAACAUUUACGCUCUGUUAAUUAAAAGGUUUGUGCUAUGGCACUACGUGUGUUGGUACACUAUGUCAAGGGGUUCCAUUGGAAAAAUGAUUUGGGAACCCCUGAACUACACUAACAAUUCAACAGCCACUGCCAAUGUCAGUUGUAAAAUUCUGUAAAUAUGUUUUUAAAUUAUACUACUAUUAACUCCUUAUUUGGAACCUAUAGCAUUAUGGAUACAAUGAGCAUCAACCAUAAAUGGUAUCAAACUGCGCUGGCAGAGGGGCAUUAAGAGCUGUGGAAUUUAGAGAGUUAUAUGGGCUUAUUUUAGUUAGUACAAUGGGUUGUUUUUACAAGUCAGCACUCUUGACUUGACAAUUGUUAACACGUUUGGUUAAAUGUUUAAUCAGAGAUCUGGAGGCAAUAUUUAAUACAGGAUUGCUUUAGUGACUCACUCCUUCCUCUGCCAUCAUGCUUAGAGUGAACUGAGGGACUGUACAAAAAAAGUGUUUUAAGACGGCCGAAUAAACAAACAGCAGACAGACUGAGGUUUCUUGUAAAACAGAAAAUAUUUGAAAUUGGGUUAAAGAUUGUUUGAACUUAGGAAUGUUAUGUUACUGAAGAAGUGCAACUCGGUAACCUUCAUUAUCCAGCCUAGAAUUAUCAUGUGAAUUGUGUCUAAAUUCUGUACACAUUCCUUGCACAUGCACUCAUUAAAUGGCAAAGAAUGCACAGCUGACACUCUUAGCCAGUAAAUAAACAUGAAUAAUUAGCAACAAAAUAAUUAGGGUGGUGCUGCAGGACUCCUAUCAUUAUAUAUUGAUCUAGACAGUGAGGGUGGUACAGCAUGACUCCUAUCAUUUAUACAUUGAGCCAGACAUCAAAGGUGGUACAGCAUGACUAUUAUCAUUUUAUAUUGAUCCAGACUUGAUUUUUAUUAUAUUUAUAUAGUGCCAACAUAUUCCGUAGUGCUGUAUGGGUGGACUAACAAACAUGUAAUUGUAACCAGACAAGUUUGAUGCACACAAACAGAAGGGUUGAGGGCCCCGCUCAAUGAGCUUACAUGCUAGAGGGAGUGGGGUAAAAUGACACAAAAGUUAAGGGAAGUAUUAGGGAAGUAGAUUGGUAGAAUAGUACUCAAUGAAGACUUAGUGUGGAUUUUUAUAUAUUGAUCCGGACCUUGAGGGUGGUAAAGCAUGACUCCUAUCAUUAUAUAUUGAUCCAGACCUUGAGGGUGGUACAGCAUGACUCCUAUCAUUAUAUAGCGAGCCAGACAACGAGGGUGGUACAGCCUGACUCCUAUCAUUAUAUAGCAAUCCAGACAUUGAGGGUUGUACAGCAGGACUCCUAUCAUUAUAUAGUAAUCCAGACCCUGGGGAUGGUAUAGCAGGCCCCUGUGGGAAAAUUGCCCUUGUGCCCCACUAUCCCACCACUUAACACAAAACCACACAAAACUACCAGUGCCAUGCAUGCUCCAGCUUUUCACAGUGACAUAUUUAUCCCAUAUCAUUUGCCAAAGUGCCUACUUAGCCCCACAUUGCUUCCACAGCACCAGUUUGCCCCCUAGAACCAUUGCCACAAAAACAGAUUGCCUACAUAUUAACUUUUAUUUUGUUGUUCCCUCCCCCUCACCACCCUCCUGUGGUACUUCACUUUACCAACCAGUCAAAGCUUCCUUGUGAAUGACAACCAGAUUGCAUACAUAUUUAAAACAUUUAUUUCACACCCUGCACACCUUCCUUUUUGAGGUGUUGAUGAGGUUCCCUGGUGGUGGUCCAAAUAGGCGCUUUCUCCGGCUGUUUUUUUUAUUUUUUUUACUUGCUCCUCAUGAGGUUUGCAUGAGGUUUUUCAUAUGCAUACCUAAAAAAAAAAAAAAAAAAAAGUUACAUUUUGAAAAACUAAAAACUAAAUGGAUAUACAGGGACAAACAAGUAUUAAUUUAAAGCCAAAACCUGUCAGGAGUGUCCUGGUUCUGACCCACUGUAAUUUGUCAAUUUGUUCUAAAAUGGGGUGACAACUUACCUGGGUCCCCCAUGUUGCAUUCCAUAUUCUUCAUCCUUACAAGGCAAAUAUCUCUCUGCAGCCUAACCACAGCCAAUACAGGACCUCGCUUACUAGCUGAGAGUACUCAACUGACAAUCUAAGUCAAUGAGCAUGACCCUGCUUAGUACAGUAGAGUUAAGGGGAUUCUUCUGCAGGGAGAAUCUGGAAGCAGAGUCUGGACCCAUGGAGCCUAAUGAGACUCAAAUGAGUUUCCAGCAGGCUGUAAUGGUUAUGGUACUUGGAAUGUUCCUUUAAGCAUAGAUAAGUUUCCACAUAUGGACCCUUCCGCUUUUUUUUGGCACAUAGGCUUAACUUCUAUUGUUUUUUUUUUUUUAACUAAAUGAAAAUAAAGUUUAAAUAAAUAAGUAUUUCCGAUUUUUUUUAAGCUACUGCGCCCUGAAGAAGUGGAGAUUCUUGUUUGUGGAAGUCCUGAGUUAGAUAUGCUCGCACUCCAGAAGAACACCCAGUAUGAUGGCUAUUUGAAAACGGACCUCACUGUAAGGUGAGCUCACACAAAUUUGUAACUUUGAGUGCCAGAGGAUAGUACAAGGGAUUGCAAAAUGGGAUGAACCACCCUUUCACAUUCCUUAAUGCACAUCGAUACGGUACCUUCAGGUGGAAUAAACACUUGAUUACAAAUUUACUUCUUUAUUGGAAGGUACAGUCAGACCUUCUCGGGGGAGUGGGAACCAUUUUGAAGGCUUCACCCAUUCAGAUGGUUAACAUCACUGAUCACUUAAUAAAUUUAUUUUUAUAAUUACAAAGUUACCAAUGGUUGUUUCCAAAGUUACCAUUUGACUUUAAUGUUUUUUUUAGGAUGAUUUAUCAAAUGUGAGAAACAUCACUAUUUUUUGGCAAAGAAUUACGAAUACAUAUAUUUGGAGUUUUUUGUUCCAAAGCACAUGGUUUUUGUGGGGGGUUUUCUGUACAUAUUAUCUGCAGCACUGACUGGUCUUCACAGAUUUUUUGUUUUUCUCCUAAUGCUUUUGUCAUUGUAAUUUCUACAUGGCAAUAUCAUAUGUAUACUAAUCUGACUAAAAGAUAAUGCAAUAUAAAAUAAAAUCCUUUGCUAAUGUGGACAUUUUGUAGGUUUCUGUCUUGAGCAUUUUGUUCAGAUUCAGCAACCUUUAAAUUUAAAGCGGCACUUUCAUGCCGAACUUACCUUUCCCCCAGGGCCGUCUUUAAUAUGGAUUGGACCCUGGGCAAACAUUUGCUUGUGCCCCCUGAACCCGGUCGUCCCCUCACUGGCAUGCAAUCAUGCCCCCCACCCCAACGCAGAGGCGGACGUAAAGUAGAGAGGGCUCUGGUGCAUGAAUUAUUUUGGGCAAGAGGGGGCAAAAGGUAGAUCCCCAUCUGUCAUGCAACUCCAACAAUGCUUUGACAGCUGGGGCGCUACCAUUUUCCCAUGCAUGCAGGGUUAUAUUUAGCACUGAGCAGCAUUUGUGUGUUUGAGUGUAAGCAUGUUUUUGUAUGGAGUAUGUUUGUGUGAAUGUAGGGGUGUGUUUGUAUGUGGAGAUGGCAUUUAAAUGCAAGUAUGCAUUUAUGUGUAGUGUUGGUUUAUGAAUACACUGGUGUGUUUAUAUAUAAUUUUGUUGUUUAAAAAAAAGGUGUGUUUAUAUGUAGUGUUGAAGUUUGAAUGCAGGUGUGUAGUGUUGAAUGCUGAGAUGUAUGCACAAAUACACAUGCACUGUCACAAACACACACACUGAUACACAUACACACAAAGAAACACUUGCAGAUACACAGAUAUACACAAUCAUACAGAUGCAGCUAUACAGACACAUUUACACACACUGACACACACAUGCAGACACACAGAUGCAGAUACACUGACAACAUACAAACAUACAGACACACAGAUACAUAACCUGACAAAUGCAGAUACACACAUUGGCUACAUACAGAUACAUGCACAGGUAUACACACACACAGAUACAUACAUACUAACAACAUACAGAUACACACAGACAUACAUACUGACACACACACAGACAUACAUACUGACACACAGACAGACGUACAUACUGACACACAGACAGACACUCUUCAGUUUCCUACCUUUGAAAGAGGCAUCCUUCCCUGGGGUCCAGUGUGCUGGCUGGGGUAGUUGGGGUCUGGCUCUUCUUGCUCCCCCUCCUCACUGGAUGCUGGCUCAGCAGCCUCCCGGAAGGCCCGAUGUCUUUGAGGUGGGAGGAAGUGAUUCGCGGACGUCACUUCCUCCCAUGCAGCCGUUAAGCAAGGACCCGGUCGCGCUGUUAAAGGGCCACAGCGCCGACCGGACCCCUGCUGGAACAUGCUCACUGGGUGGCCCUAAAGGUAUGGGCCACCCGGUGGGCCUCCUUAGUGUGCGGUCCCCGGUGCAGCCGCAAUACUAGCACCGCGGGCCCAUUAGGUAGGGAAAUAUUUAAAAAAUAAUAAUUUUUAUUGCAGGCGACGGGGCCCACAGGGCAGCUGCUUUGGGCCCCCCAUGAGUAACUGGGCCCAGGGCAGCUGCCCCGUUUGCCCCUCCUUAAAGACGGCCCUGCUUUCCCCAAUCGCUUCCUCUUCUCUCCCUCUGUCAGGAUCUGUUCUUCAUUUCUUCCUAUCAGCUCUAGUUUUUUUAAAACAUAAGACAAAGACUAUUUUGUCUUAUGUAUUUUUUCUACGCUUGGGCCAAAGUUUGGCAUGACAGUGCCGCUUUAAACAUUUAAAAAAAUGUUUUAUUUAUAUUGGGAAAUUUUCAAGCAAAAAAAUGCAUCUCUUGAUCAAGAGACCAUUAAAUGAGUAACAGAUCAAAACAGCUCAUGCAAUACCAAAUGGUUUGGAAAGGUUACAAAAUAAUGAAUUGUACAAGUCAUGGACAAAGUACUGUUUUAAUAUCCUGUAUUGCAUAAUGCAGUAAUUAAUUCAUACAGGCUAUUUACAAAGUAAAAGUUUAAACAUUUUUAAAAUUAGAUCAGAAAAUAUGCAUUUCCAAACGGCACUAUGAAUUGUUCUCUGCCAUUUUAAGCAGUCAUGCCCAUGGAUUUUGGUGCUAGAUUUAGCCAUUUGGCACACGUAGGCUCAAAACCUCAGAAAAAGUGCCGAAACGUGUUAACAUGCCCCUUAUUUGUGCCCCCACAUUGUGUCCUAAUUUGAUUUUGUUUUCUAAUUAAGGAUAAUUUUAAUCCGCUUGAUUGAGUCCAACAAUUCUGUCCUAGAUAUAGAACCCGGCACUGGUUAUGUAUUUUAUCAAUACAACAUGCAACUGAAGCCCAUUAGAGAAGAGGUGGUUACUAAAACAAAUGUUGUGGGUGGGUAGGGUGGUCAUUCUGUUAUUAAAAUGUCCCCCCCAUGUUUAUUUUAAUAGCGCUUCCACUUGCUAACCACAGGUGGGGGUUGGAGGGAGGACAAUGACCUGUCCAUCCUCAUAAUUUAAUUUUAAGCACCACCUGAUGCCAACGGGUGAUUGACGUGUGAUAGGUCCAAUAGCUGGCAGAUGCUAGAUUUAAUUGGUGAGCAGCCCCCGGAUUAAGUAGAUAUGACCUCAUAGUGGCACAGCAAGGGGAAAAGGAACUCCCGCUUCCUCCUCCCUACCCCUUUUUAUAUUGUGGCGGUUGUCUAGUGUUAUUCAAGGGGUUUUUUUUUGUUUGUUUUUUUACUAUUGCUAGUGCUGUUAGAAUCCAGAUACUACUGCGAAGUAACAUUCACUUGUAAAAAAGCAAGUUUACUAUAAUUUGGAAAUGUGCAUGCUACUGGAUGCAUUUGGUCCCAAUUUUAGUUCAAAAUCAGUGCUUUGUAAAUAUUCCGGAUUAUACAUUUUUUUUUGUAUAACAUCAGUACUUUUCACAUCUGGCUGAAUGUUGCAAAUUUGCUUGGACUGACUGAAUUUUUAACCACAAUUCGCUUUAGUAAAUAUGAGACUUACUGUUCCAGUUGGAAUUAAAGCAUUGUCACAAAAUUUUGCCGGUCGGUUGAGUGCAUAACCCUGCACGUGUGUCUCUGUAAUAUCUUAGCAUUAUUACCUAGAAGUACAGCAAAAGGUGUGUUAUACUUAUGUCUGCUGCAUACCUCACCCCAGUAAACACUGAACACUCCAAUCAAAAUAACCCCUACAGAGAGUUGUAGUGGUUAUGGUGCUUGGAGUAUUCUUUUAAAUUGCCUAUUGAGUUGGGGAAAAGAGGAAAAGAGUCGGCAAUAAAAAUGUGAUAUUCCUUUGAUCAUGGGUAAAGGCAUUAUACACAAUGCACAAAUGGGAAAAUGAUUGUUAGGUGCCACAUCAUUUUAUAUAUAAGAUCUCAACAUGGAUGAAAAUUUUGUUUUAUUUUUAUACGAUUCCGAAAUUGCCGUUUACCUGUAACAAUUGGUAAAGAAGAGAAUGUAAUUAACUAUUUAGGAUUUCUCUGUUAAAAUGGAGGUAGUAUUAAAUGCGACAUGACAUUUGCAUGGGCAGCAAAAAAAAAAAAAAUCACAUUAUUAGUCCAUUUUAUACAUGAAGGUUAGCAUAUGCGAUCUAUUUGUAUACAUUUUAAUCUCCAAUGCCUUUUGUGUGGGUAGGCUAGCACAGAUGGUAUGAAACUGAACCAUUUAAAUAUGAUGCUGAACUCUGCAUCACCCUCUGCAUUUUCAACAUUCCCCUGCUUGGCCGUGCUUUGAAAAGACAAGGAGCAUAAAGAGAGGGGGUUGAUGCUAAUUUUAUUGGAGCAGAAAAUCACAAUAAUAGGCUCAGGAGGCAAGAUGACUACAGCAAAUUCAUGUAAUACAAACCCAGCGUGUGUGUGUGUGUUUCCUUCCGCAGACACUUUUGGGAUGUGGUCCUAGGAUUUCCUCUUGAGCUUCAGAAGAAGUUACUACAUUUUGCUACAGGAAGUGACAGAGUACCAGUGGGUGGAAUGGCAGAUUUAAACUUCAAGCUUUCCAAGACUGAAACAUCCACUAACUGGUAAAUGGGUUUUACAUGUUGUUUCCUUUUAAUUCUCUUUAGUAGAUAGAGCUUAUAUGUGGAAAAGAGACAAGAGGACAUCUGAUUGGCAUACAUGUAAUCCCACACCCUUUGCUUACCUGUUCUGCUGGUAGGGCAUCAUGGCGUUCCUUCAGUCUGUACAAACAGGUAGAGGCAAGGCAGAUCUGUUCCAUAGACUGUGCGGGUCUCAAUUUUACUUUCCAGUAGGUGAAAGAGGGGUGCAAUGGAUGUAGAACUUCUGGGCACUUUGGAAAUCCAGUGCUCCAUCACAGCUGCAUUCCCAGGUCUCCAGUUCAACCAUAAAAUGUGUAAAAAUGUAUAAAUCGCAAUAACAUAUAGCAUGAAAACAGUGUUAGCAAAAGGUUCUGUUAUAUAUAGUGAGAGAAAAAAGUAUUUGAUCCCCUGCUGAUUUUGAACGUUUGCACAAAUGACAAACAAAAAUCAAGAAAAACGCAUGUCAAAAAAGUUAAAAAAAAGAUUUGCAUGUCAAUGAGUGAAAUAAGUAUUUGACCCCUUCGAUUUUGUGAUUGCCAACAAGGGUUUUGCCACCAAGUACUGAGGUCAGACGUUUCUUGUAGUUGGCCACCAGGUUUGCACACAUCUCAGAAGGGAUUUUGUCCCACUCCUCUUCUAUUUGGAGAUCCUCUCCCAAGUCAUUAAGGUUUCAAGGCUGACAUUUGGCAACUCGAACCUUCAGCUCCCUCCACAGAUUGGGAUUAAGGUCUGGAGACUGGCUAGGCCACUCCAGGACUUUAAUGUGCUUCUUCUUGAGCCACUCCUUUGUUGCCUUGGCUGUGUAUUUUGGAUAAUUGUCAUGCUAGAAUACCCAUCCCCGACCCAUUUUCAAUGCCCUGGCUGAGGGAAGGAGGUUCUCGCCCAAGAUUUGACGGUACAUGGCCCCGUCCAUAGCCCCUUUGAUGCAGUGCAGUUGUCCUGUCCCCUUAGCAGAAAAACACCCCCAAAGCAUAAUGUUUCCACCUCUAUGUUUGAUGGUGGGGAUGGUGUUCUUGGGGUCAUAGGCAGCAUUCCUCCUCCUCCAAACACGGCGAGUUGUGUUGAUGCCAAAGCGCUUGAUUUUGGUCUCAUCUGACCACAACACUUUCACCCUGUUCUUUAAAUCAUUGUCAGAUGUUCACUGGAAAACUUCAGACGGGCCUGUACAUGUGCUUUCUUGAGCAGGGGGAUCUUGCGGGCGCUGCAGGAUUUCAGUCCUUCACGGUGUAGUGUGUUACCAAUUGUUUUCUUGGUACUAAAGUCCCAGCUGCCUGGAGAUCAUUAACUAGAUCCUCCUGUGUAGUUCUGGGCUGAUUCGUCACUGUUCUCAUGAUCAUUGAAACUCCACGAGGUGAGAUUUUGCACCAACUGUUCUCAAAAAGCUGCUUGGCGAUGGUCUUGUAGCCCGUUCCAGCCUUCUGUAGGUCUACGAUCUUGUCCCUGACAUCCUUGGACAGCUCUUUGGUCCUGGCCAUGGUGGAGAGUUUGUAAUCUGAUUGAUUGCUUCUUUUAUACAGGUAACGAGCUGAGAUUAGGAACACUCCCUUUAAGAGAGUGCUCCUAAUCUCAGCUCAUUGCCUGUUUAAAAGACACCUGGGAGCCAGAAAUCUUUCUGAUGGGGGAUCAAAUACCUUUUUCACUCAUUGACAUGCAAAUCAAUUUAUAACUUUUUUGACAUGCGUUAUCCUGGAUUUGUUUUGUUAUUCUGUCUCUCACUGUUAAAAUACACCUACCGUUAACAUUAUAGGCUGAUCAUUUCUUUUUCAGCAGAAAAACGUUCAAAAUCUGCAGGGGAUCAAAUACUUUUUUUCCUUUACUGAAUGAUGGAUAGACAUAUCAAUAUACAAUUGGUUAUUUUAUAGAUUUUUAAUAGCAGAUUGCACACAUGUUAAUUCAUAUAGAUAAGUACUUCGACGUGGUCUAAAAACAUGUUUUCAAUAAAUAUUUUAUAUCUUUUUUUUUUUUUAGGUUGCCAACAGCACACACCUGUUUUAAUCAGCUCUGUCUACCUCCUUACAAAACAAAGAAAGAAUUAAAGCAGAAAUUGACAAUAGCGAUUUCCAAUGCGGAAGGUUUUGGGCUGCAGUAAAAUUAGACCAAAAGUUAGCGCCAUAAACAUGACGUGUAUGGUUUUUGUCGAUUCAGGGCAACAAGAAGAGCAGUGCCAUUGAGUUGGCCAUUAAAUGUGGACAGGUGGUUUAAAGCAAGAAUAUUAAAUGACCGCAUACCUGCAGGUUAUAUUUUGGCAACUGCACUGAGACAAAGUCGUCUGGUGACUACACUGCUUAUUGACUGCGCUGAAGUGCAACCUCAGCGAGUGGGUUAAUGCCACUGUAAAUACAGCAUCCAUUUCUGCUGGGAUUUAAAUAGAUUUAGUGGUGAUUUUUAGCUGCACACAGUUACAUUUUAUGCAGGUGUACCUAGCAAGUGCUUUCUAAUAAUGUCACAG